CAGUGAGCCCGACAGCCGCGAUAUGAUGUCAUUGCGGCCUCUGCGUCAUUGCAGGGCGUGAGAGGGACCUGUGCAGGAAGAACACAGAGAUCCCAGCAACAUCCACUGACCACCAGGGACUGAGGAUCCAGUCCAGCCCUUCUAGAGCAAGGUAGGGAGGCUGGGUGGACCUCUUAAUUAUUAAAUGCGUGUAUGUAUGUAAUGUUUGUGUGUGUAUGUGAUUGUGUGUCUGUGAUUGUAUGUGUGUGGGUCUGGGAUUGUGUUUGUGUAUGUCUGUGAUUAUGUGUGUGGUUGUGUGUAUCUCUGUGUAUGUGUUUAGUAGAUAGCUCCUUUAUUUGGUGUCCUUAAAUAUUACAAUCCCACAUAAGGACAACAAAUAAGGGAUUUAUCUGCUAAACAUCUGAAAUUAAGAAAAGGGCUUUUAAAAUUGUGAUCCUUUAGCUGUUUAGUAGAUAAUUCCCUGAAUUGGUGCCUUUAUGUGAGAUUUCCAUAUUUAAAGAUACCAAAUGAGCGUUCUGUUUAGCAGAUAGCACCUUAUUUGGUGUUCUUAAAUAUGGCAAUCCCACAUAAGGAUAGCAAAUAGUUAUCUGAUAAACAAAAAUCGAAAUUAAGAGGUGUCAGCCAGCCCACAACAAGAAAUCUGGGUGGCUAACAUGAAUUCUAUGCUAAUGUGUUGUCAGAGCACAACAUGCUGGCAUCAGACAGCCAAUGGCAGCAUAUUACACCAUCCCCUAGUGAAAAGUUUUACUGCUCAAUCCCCCGGUUACCCCGCCCCCUGUUAUGACUGUUUUAUCUUACGUGUGUCCCCUCAUAUAUUAUUCCUAGAGUCGCCACGAUGUCUGCAUGUGUGUCUGUGUAUCUGUGUGUGGCUAUGUUUCUGUGUAUCUGCAAGUGCGUUUAUGUACCUGUCCUAUUGUGUUUUACACCCCACCUCCUAGAGAAUGUAAGCUUGUUUGAGCAGGGUCCUCUUCAACCUAUCGUUCCUGUAAGUUUUCUUGUAAUUGUCCUAUUUAUAGUUAAAUCCCCCCUCUCAUAAUAUUGUAAAUCGCUACGGAAUCUGUUGGCGCUAUAUAAAUGAUAAUAAUAAUAAUAAUGUGUGUGUUGUAUGUAUAUGUGCAUACAUCUCAAAAUCUCGCCAACACUACACACAAAUACACUCAUGCAUUUCAACGUCAACACUACAUACAAACCCCACCAUUAUAUAUAACCAUACCACUGCAUUCAAAUACCACACAACACACAAAUGCAUGCUUGCAUUGAAACACCUACACUACAUACAAACACAUGCAUACAUUCAAACACACAAACACUGCUCAGUGCUAAAUACAUUUAAAAUAAUAAUUUUGGUUGUUUUUUACAUUUAAAGCUGAGGAAGGGGGUCUUCCAAAAAUAGGACCUGCAGUGGGUACCAAAUGCUUUAGGUACGCCCCUGCAUCUACCUAUUAACUCUCACACAGGAAAUGCAUUGCAGUAUGAACAAACAUAGAAACAUAGAAUGUGACAGCAGAUAAGAACCAUUCGGCCCAUCUUGUCUGCCCAAUUUUCUAAAUACUUUCAUUAGUCCCUAGCCUUAUCUUAUAGUUAGGAUAGCCUUAUGCCUAUCCCACGCAUGCUUAAACUCCUUUACUGUGUUAACCUCUACCACUUCAGCUGGAAGGCUAUUCCAUGCAUCCACUACCCUCUCAGUAAAGUAAUACUUCCUGAUAUUAUUUUUAAACCUUUGUCCCUCUAAUUUAAGACUAUGUCCUCUUGUUGUGGUAGUUUUUCUUCUUUUAAAUAUAGUCUCCUCCUUUACUGUGUUGAUUCCCUUUAUAUAUUUAAAUGUUUCUAUCAUAUCCCCCCUGUCUCGUCUUUCCUCCAAGCUAUACAUGUUAAGAUCCUUUAACCUUUCCUGGUAAGUUUUAUCCCACAAUCCAUGAACCAGUUUAGUAGCCCUUCUCUGAACCCUCUCUAAGGUAUCAAUAUCCUCUGAGGUCUCACCAGUGUUCUGUACAAUGGCAUGAGCACUUCCCUCUUUCUACUGCUAAUACCUCUCCCUAUACAACCAAGCAUUCUGCUACCAUUUCCUGCUGCUCUAUUACAUUGUCUGCCUACCUGUAAGUCAUCAGAAAUAAUCACCCCUAAAUCCCUUUCCUCAUAUGUUGAGGUUAGGACUCUAUCAAAUAUUCUGUACUCUGCCCUUGGGCUUUUACAUCCAAGAUGCAUUAUCUUGCACAACAAACAGGGGAAGCUCUCAGUGAUGAACACUGUAUAACCACUCCUGCAGCUCUAACAUCAUCAUCUGACUAGAUAAUAGAAGACAUUAUUACAAGUAAUCCUUCAGCACUGUAAACCUGAUAAUAACCCUUUACCUUGAUCCUAUGUUUAACUUUAAAAUUUAAAUACCUCAUGCACCCAAAUAUUAAACUUAACCCAACUUUAGCCAUAAACUGAAUAAUUGUAUAUAGCUAUUAUACUACAAUGUUAACCCUUCUGAAGUUGUUAAUCUUUUUAACACUAAACACCCUAUGAAAUAUAACUCUUGACAUUAACCCCUCUCUAACGUUAAAUGGACACUAUAAUCACCAAUACAACUUUAGCUUAAUGACGCAGUUUUGGUGUAUAGAUUUGGUGUUAUGGCUUACUUAGCUGAUUAGAGUGGGACACUGUGAGCCUAGAAUAUUGCACCUUUUCACAAUAUUCUAAUUUACUGAGAUUGUGGAUUUGGGGUUUUCAUGAGCUGUAAGCCAUAAUCAUCGCACUUAUGACAAAUCAUGGCUUGAAUUAUCUUGCUUUGCAUGUAAUGCGUCUAUCUCAUAUAUUAGUUUCACUUUUACGUUGCAUUACUGAAAUAAAUGAACUUUUGCACGAUAUUCUAAUUUUUCGAGUAUCACCUGUAUUAUGUUAGUGACAGGGACCAUUUUGUUUUCUCUUACGUAAUCAAUAUCAUGUCUUUUUUAUAGAACCUGGAUUUCAUCUGUUGAAAACUGGUUUUAUUUUUUUUCUACUUGUUCCAAAUGCACUUAUCCAUCCUCUAGGAAGCUCUUCUUUAAUUCUCAGGUAUCUAUGGGAGUUCUAGGUCACAGUUUUCAGUGUGCUUUGUGAAGUGCUCUGUCUCACUUACUGGGUGUUUGCCAUGAUUUGCUAUAUGUAAUCCAUUAUUGAUGGUAGUGACAUGUAUUGACCCUUAAUGUUAAGUAAAUGUAUGAAUUUUCUUUUUUUUAUAAAUUACUCCAGUUUGGUUUCGGUUUGUUUUAGUCCAAAAAAAGGUCUCCCUUUGGGAUGAUCCAAAUGCAGACUGUUGAUGAGCCAGAUUAUAUCUUCAGGCAGAGUUGUGAAAGUCUAGAGGAAGAACAGAGACAGGAUGCUAAAAAGACACGUGGCUGAUUUAGCUUCUUCACAUUCUAUAAAAAUAAAAAUCAGAUCCACUGAAGGCUUACUUACAGUUUUUUGUCGGUUAAAAUUCAAAGUGAUUCCUUCUUUUAUAGCCAGCACGGAAAAACGGAGGUGAUAUCAAAGAAGAUUAUAGGGAAAUUUGGUUGCUUAAUAUACACAGGGAACCAUUUUUAUCUGCCAAGUCUAUUUAUAUGAUGUAAAAAUAGAAGUGGGAGUUUUUAAAAAUGACCAUUUCCUUCAACCAGACUGUGACGCUUAGGCAGAAGUUGUUGCUUAAAACAUCCUAAAAGUCAAUAUUUACACUUUUAACACAACAUUUUUAUUUACAUCAGCACAUUUCUAGAUACCAGAAUUAAAAGGGAUGCUGAACAUCAGUAGAAGAUCUGGACAUUUAAAGGAUUAUUUCUAUUUUUUGUAUUAGCAAGUUUUUAAAUGCAUUUUCUAUUACAAUAUUAAAUUAAUGUUCUCCAUCUGCACAGCCCUCUGCCCUUUCUCUAUUCUACUGUAUUUAUUUAUUGAGAGACUAUAUCACUUGUCUCAUAGAUUUCUAAGAGAUAGCUUGUAUAACUUCUCACACUGGCAUAGCUGAGAUAAUGUGAAUGAAGUGGCACACAAGCUAAGUUGUAGCCUAUGGUACAUUAUGAAAAUAUCUUUGUUCAUUGUUUUCAUUAGUCAAGCUGCCUGCUUUUGGGUCAGAUUUAUUUACUUGACGAGAAUUUUAGGCAUAAGGGAAUAUCAGUGUUUUGGCCAAUAGAGCUAUGUUGAAAAAUUUUUCCUACUCUAUUGUUUUUUUUCAGCAUUCAAACAAACUUGUGGAGGAUUAUUCCAUAAACUGAAAAUUGUGAGGGAAGGGCAAAGGAAUUAUAUUUUUUAGACCUAAAUUGGUGAAGCUGGAAACAGAGCUGAGAUCAGGAAAAUGUAAAUCUGAUCAUUACUUUUGUCCUAAAAUCUUUAAUUUCUCUGUUUAGUGAAUAAACCCAUAAACACUCACAUUAAAAUAAACUCUUUUAAUUGGUACUAAUAGUACUUGGAAAUAACUGUUUAAAGAGUUAAUCCGAAUUUCAUAACCACUACAGCCCACUAUAGUUAUAAUGAUGCCAGGAGUACCCUGGUGCCGUUUCUCAAUAACAGUUUGCAUCUAACCUGGCUGUUGCUGGGCAUCAUGCCUCUCUCAAUGCCGGAAUGGUUUCAACUUGCAGAUCUGCAGAAACCGGACAUAAUUCUUCCCAGUCAUUCAUUGGCUGAAUUCUUCAGCGAAGCGUUCUCAGCAAAUGAAUAAAUGUCUGUGCAAGGAAUAUGCACGGAAUUGAUGUUUGCCAGCCUGGAAAGAGAGUUCCAGGCUGACUGUUGAAAGCUGCUGGAUGGAUAUGUAAUCAGCAUAUAUAUUUGAAACAUCUGUCUUUUGUUUCUUGAGUAAUUGACUUUUUAUCAGUCAUCUGAUGUGGUGCUUACAUAAAGUACAUUAAUUUAGUCUUGUAAACAUGGCUAAAGUACUUCUUCAUGCUACCACUUUCACUGUUGUACAGUACCAGCCCAGUAACAACGGUAAUAAACAUAGUUAAAAUGGGAACUCUAAGCACCAUAAACACUAUGGCCUGUUGUAGUGGCUAUGGUGCUAGUUGGCUGCAAACAAUGCCGCCCUGUUCUGUGUCAAAUCGAUCUUCACUGGUUUGACAAAAACAAAGGAUUCUCCUAGUUCCUGUAAGCCGGCCUCUCACUGGAUUGUAAAUGCAGACGUAUCACUUCUGCAUUAACCAUACAAAUUUUGUCCAAAUUUGGUAAGCAUUAAUUGGCUAUGCUUGUCAAAAUUGGUUUAACAUAGAAUUGAGAGGGACAGCUUCUGCAGACUCCAAGCACCAUAAUCACUACAAAUGGACGAUAUUCUAAUUUUUCGAAUAUCCCCUGUAUUAUGUUAGGGACAGGGACCAUUUUCAGGUACGGACCGAUUAUAUUAUGAUUUUUAGAAUGCCCCUUUAAACAAUACCCAUCUUGAACUCUACAAACCAUGUAACACAGUCUAUCCAUUUUAUACUGAUGAUACAGCGUAUUGACUCUAGUUCCUAAAUUUUAGUAGCCUACCUUUUGGCCACCCUGCAGGACAGCUUCAAGCAAAACUGUCCCCUCUAUGGAAGUAACAGAUCCCCAUUCUCCCAUCCUAGUAAAUGCGAUUGAAAUAGGGGUGGGUGGGUGGGUAGUGCAGUGGAGGUAAGUAAAAAUUACCUUCUGUGUCCAGGGCAACAUCAUUGGCACAUGAUGCCAUGGCACGCUCAUACACACUCAGGCAUCUGCUGAGAAAUGCUGUAAGUAAGUACGCAUUGCAUAUUCCUUCUAUAGUGCCAUACAUGUGGAACAAUUGGGGUUAAAAGAUUUUGCAUGGUAUGUGCGACAGAGCCAAUAAAUUAAUAAAAUAUAAACUAUGGAUUGUAAAAAUAAAUAAUAAUAGCAGAACCAAUAUUCAGGCAUUCCAAGACAGUUCCACUCUCCUUAGGAGGAAUACUGCUUAUUGGUUAAUAUUGUAUAUAGCAAAUUAGGAUGCUAGCCCAAAGGAAUAAAUAUGUUUUAUCAAACAUUUUAAUCUGUAGGCUCUGCAUAGGCCCACAUCAAACAUUGUAUAUAUUCCAUUUUCUUAAAGAUAUAAUUAACAUUAAUGCUGGACUUAAUAAAGUAAUAAUUUAACGUAUAUGAAAUCAUAUUUUACAUAGCAUUAGGCAUAUUUUAGGAGGUUAAUUCCAAAUAAUGAAUUAUUGCUUCAAAAUAAGCUAAGCACAAAGAAAAAGGAAUCAUGUCAUCUUGGAACAUGUCAUACUGCUGACACAGUUCUAUUCCCAGCAUAGUUCUCUCAGUCUGUGCCAGCCUUCUAGAAGGGAGGGAUGGAGACUUGCAGAAUGUUAACUCACUCCUUGCUGGGUAUUUCUAGUUCUCAACGAGAGCUGUGAGAAAGCAGCAACACAUUAAGAUCCAAGCCAGCAAAAUGAGCAGUGCAUCAAAGGGCUUUUCUUUUUGAUUCUAAUUUGACCUGUCUCACAAAUAAUAAUAAUGAUACCUCCAGCAUAAUAUAUGUGUGAUCUUUAGAUAAGCCUCUGUGUAGGUGCUUUGUCAAAUGCCGUCAGAUAAAUGUGAAGCAAACAAUUGUUUUUUAAAAUUGCAAAAUUUGGUGAGUCGGAAAAUUAGCUGAGCUAGACGUUUAUUUCCAACUUUCCUAGUUUGCCAUACAUUUUUCAUUUAAUUUCUGUUUACCACAACUCGCUUUUAUGAAUAAGUCAGAUCUAUAAAUAUAUACACCCUGACAAUGCAGACUUUUUUUUUUUUUAAUUAUGAUGCAAUGCUUUCUUGAUAAUCCAGUGGUAUAAAAUCAAAGUUCAGUUGUAUGUAAAUGUGUAUAUUAUGUGUUUCUUUGUUUUUUAAGAGCAUUACAACUGUUACAAUAACAAUGUUUUGUUUCUCAUAAAUCUAUAUGGAGAAAAGAGCACUGGAUGAAAAAGUAUAUGGGAUUUAGAGACAAUGAUAAAGUUUGGUCAUCUGUGUCUCUCUGCUGUGCAGGCACAAACUUGUAGUCCUAACGCUGUAGUGUCCUGACAACCUCUUUAGACCCUGCCCUGUCCGUCCCCAUAUAAGGGUCUGAAAGGUGAGUAUUGCUUACCUUUGGAAAGUCAGCCUCCACAAUCGUGCUGUACCUCUUUGGCAUCUACUUUGGCUGUAGAUCAGGGAUAGGCAACCCUGGCAUGGUAACUCUGUAAUGUAAACAAUACUGUUCAUACAGAAUGGCAAUGUUUUCAGUUACAGGGUUAAAAUUCAGUUACAGGGUUUCAUUGAAAUUAAAUGAUCUCUGUGCCAAUGGUGUACCUUUUUAACAACAGAUAUUUCAAGGACUGAAUGUGGAUAUUCCAGAGGGUAGUAAUAGCAACAGGGAGCAAUAACUGGCAGUUCAAUAACAGAAGGGUGACAGAUUGUAUCAAAUCCCUAUGAGUAGGCAUGGUGGUCUCAAUUUCUCUCAUUAGAUUGUUGGGGUUGUUGGGUCUUAAAACUGUGUUACCAACAAAUCAGUUUUAUGAAUAUAUGAGGGGGCAUAUGCCCUGAGGUCUAUGGGGGAUCCUGCCAGACCACAGGAGCCUCCAUAGACCACAUAGCCUGAACCGCCUGAAGUUGAUGGUGGAGCUUCUUCACAUAGGGAUGUUUAGUGGAGAAAAGAAAGUUCAUGGUUCUGAUGCCCCUAUCUAACACCUGGAUCCUAGGCAACUGCCUGAGAUGGUCUAAUGGUUACUCCUGCUCUGGGUAGGCCUACAGUUCUGCCUCUUUCAGUAUUCCUCACCUACAGGGCUUGGCGUGUGCAAAAUAGAUAUAAAUAUCAAAACGAUAGGAUACAAAAUCACAAUUCCACACAUCACCAGUAUGUCCACAGUGAAACAGACCCUUCUCCGAGACAAUCAUUACCAACCUCUGGGUGGUACUGCAGUACCGGUUGCACUGUACACACAACUCCAUGGUAAGGUGUGUAUGUGUUUGUGUCUGUUUGUGUGUAUUUUUUAAAGAACAAAUGUAUAAAGGCAUGUGUUCUAGAUAAUGUAAGCCCUAAAAGCAGGUGAUGAGUAACAUGCCUAUACAGAGUAAGUUUGCUUGGACAGGGCCUUCUUAGCCAUCUAUUCCUAUUAACACGUAUGUUAAUCUCUUAUUUGCUGCAUAUAUGCCUCAGAAAAUUAUAAACAAAAAAUAAUGUUGUUAUCUGUGGGCUCACUGCUUCUGCCUUCAAAGACGCAUUUUAGUCAACACCAUCAUCACAAUGUGAAGCUUAAAAAAUAAAUAAAUAAACCUUUGCCAGCAUGUAAUGCCCUGCUUAUCUCGGCAGCUCUACAUAUUCCUAGUAGUGAUGUCCUGAACGGUUCGCCACGGACUCCAGUCAGCAGACACAUUCCAGCCAAUCAGCAGCAGACCCUCCCACCUCCUGCAGAGCUUCAAAAUGGAUGCUGUCCAGGAGGUGGGAGGGUCUGGGAGGGAGGGUCUUCUGCUGAUUGGCUGGAAUGUGUCUGCUGACUGGAGUCCGUGGCGAACCGUUCGCGAACCGUUCGGCGAACAGUUCGGGACAUCACUAAUUCCUAGUAAUGUUGAAUUAGUAGGUCAUUCAUUCAGAGCAGUGUCUCUAAUGAUCAGGUUGCUAUGACAUCAUAGCUCAUCAGUGGCUCUUAAUGUGUUAAAUUAUUAUACUGUGUAGAUCAUCUAUCCAAUGACAGUCUACCAUAUCAGAGCUAUUUUAAGAGUCAGUCAGUCUAUCUAUCUAUCUAUCUAUCUAUCUAUCUAUCUAUCUAUCUAUCAUAACAUUUGUUAUCAGGCAUAAGAUUGCUUAUCUGUCCUCACAUUAUUUAGAGAAACUAGAGUAAGUAAAUGUAUCUGGUUUUGUAUUGAAAUCUGUGUUAUACAAGCGAGUACAUUGUAGGCCAUUAUAGGGAAUGCAUUAGUUAAAUUUCCUUUUUUUGUGACGCAGGCCUGUGAGUCCCAUGGCAACUGUCUGUCAUGUGGGUUGAGCCUGUGUGCAGGGGAAGAAGCUUCCUGCUGCUGGGAGUUGCUAGGCUUCAGUGUCAGAGUAGCAUGGAAAAUCUCUAGCUGCUCAGCUGACCUCUUCUAUUUCAUGCAUGUGUUUUAUCUUCCGUUUAACAUCUUAGACCGAGAUAAAUCAGCUCCUUUUACUCACAGCACUCUCGUUUGUGAUGUCUUUUUGCAGAAUCGUCAGAUGUUUACAAUUAGAUGUUCAUAUUUCAAUGAUAAUGAAAAUAUAAUUUUAGCAGACUUCAAUCAUGUUUAAAUCCCUUAUAUAUUCCAUGGUGGAAUUGGCCCUGUCCCAAGGUUCUAUUUCAAACCAUGGAGUGGCUUGAUAAAAAAAAAAAAAAAAAGGCUUUUCCUUGCAGAGAACGCCUAAUCCCUUUUGUAGUCAGAAAUGAUACGUUUGUAUAAUUUAUCCAACAUGAUAGGCUGAGAAUGUUAGAUCGAGUUAUCUAGAUACCUGCUGCCCGAGGAACAGAUUUGUACAUAUAACGAGGAAGUGUCACUCUGCCGUCUCCAUGUGCAUGCAGAGGGCCAGGAUAUGGCUGUUAAACCACUCCAAAACUUUUGCAGAAAAAUGGGGGACAGCACAGUACCAAAACAACUAAAAAUGAGUUGUAGAAGUUAUGAUAGCCUUGCAUGCUACUUUACCGACAAGAUUGAACAGCUAAGGAAAGAAUUCUCCCCACCCUGCCUUUCUCUUUCUCAACCACAAGUAGAACAUGCCUUUCCUACCCUUCAGAUGUUCUCCCUGGCUACUGAACAAGAAUUGGCUGCGCUUCUCCUUUCCUCUCGAAGCCACCACUUGCUCGCUUGAUCCUGUCCCAUCUCACCUUAUCAGAUCUCUUUCCCCUUGUCUUGUGCCUUCCUUAAUACACAUCUUCAACUUCUCUCUCUCUUCUGGCGUUGUCCUUGCUGACCUUAAACAUGCCACUGUAGUACCUAUCCUGAAAAAAACAUUUCUAGAACUGUCCUCCCCCUCUAACUAUCGUCCCAUAUCCCUUCUCCCUUUUUCCUCAAAGCUUCUGAAAAGACUUGUUUUUACCGAUAUGUCUCAAUUCCAACUCUCUCCUUGACCCUCUUCAAUCUGGCUUCUGCACUCUCCACUCUUCUGAGACUGCCCUUAUCAAAGUUACUAACGACCUAAUCACAGCUAAAUUAAAAGGCCACUACGCCAUGCUAAUUCUUCUUGACCUCUCUGCUGCCUUUGACACAGUUAAUCAUGCUCUACUUCUUCAAACUCUUCAAUCACUCGGUCUCUGUGACUCUCUCCUCUCGUAGUUUUCCUCUUAUCUCUCCCAACACUCAGUGUCUCCUUUUUUAUACCUCCUCCCUUCAUCCUGGCUUGGUUAAGGUCCCCCAAGGCUCUGUCCUUGGUCCCCUUCUAUAUUCUCUUUAUACAGCCUCUCUUGGCAAACUGAUUACCUCAUUUGGAUUCCACUACCACCUGUUUGCUGAUGACACACAGAUAUAUCUCUCCUCCCUGGACCUCUCCCCUGCCGUCCUGCAACGUGUCACUGCUUGCCUUUUUUCCAUCUCUGACUGGAUGUCCUUCUGCUUUCUGAAACUAAAUCUCUCUAAAACUGAGCUCCUUGUCUUUCCUCCUCCUAAUACUGAUCCUCCUCUUUCGCUCUCCCUUCAAGCAAGUGGUAUCCACAUCAGUCCAUCCUUGUAAGUGCGCAUCUUAAAAACAUCCGGCCCUUUCUUACGCAAGAUGCUACUAAGGCGCUUGUCCAUGCUUUAGUAAUUUCCUUUCCUUGUCAGUUACUUGAUAUUUUAGAGGACACAUUAGAGCAAGAUUUAUUAAAGCUCAUUUUGGAUGUUCUACUUUGGUCUUUACAUAUGUAUACUACAUAUUAGGGAUAAGGGAUACUAUUAGUCUAUCUAUAUUUUAGUUGUAUCAUCACAAGGAGAUUUAUAUAUAUAUUUUUUUAUUUAUUCAUCUAUAUUUGUCUGUGAGACUACUUUAUUUUGCUCCAGAUUCAUGCAGUUGGAUACACCUGCUUUUUGCAGCUGUUUUUCUCUGUACGUUUCAUCCCUUUUUUUUCUAUAUACAAUUUUGGGGUUAGGCCCCUGGAGACCCUUGGAGCCUCCAUUAGGUACCAUGUGGGUUUACCUAUACCGGUAGUGCCAAUUUCUGUAGGCACUAAAUGGUAGUGGUUAUUUGUUUCUAGUAAUUUCCUGCAUGGAUUAUUGUAACCCUCCCCUAAUUGGUCUUCCAAAAAAAUGUAUUGCCCCGCUACAGUCUGUAAUGAAUGCUGCCGCCAGACUGAUUUUCCUCUCUAGUCGGUCCUCUCACACCUCAUCCCUCUAUCAGUCCUUACAUUGGCUUCCUGUAUCCUAUAAGAGUCAAUUCAAUGUGGCCAACUCAUGCUUGCAGGACUUCUCACGGGCAGCUCCCUUCCUAUGGAAUAGCCUGCCUUCCGCCAUCAGACUCUCCCCAGUCUUCAAUCAUUUAAGAAUUGCCUUAAAACCCAUCUCUUUAGGCAAGCUAAUGGCCUCCCAGAAUAACCUCUACCUUAUAUACCUGUCUCCUGCUCUAUCCUAAAGGGCAGCACUCUCCUCCAACUCUGAUUCACUCCCACCUUAUUUGAUUGCUAUUUCCGGUCCUAUUGUGUUUUACAUCCCACCUCCUAUAGACUGUAAGCUCGUUUGAGCAGGGUCCUCAACUACCUAUCGUUCCCCCUCUUAUAAUAUUGUAAAGCGCUACGGAAUCUGUUGGCGCUAUAUAAAUAGAUUUAGGCAGCUCUGUCUCACCCCUAACUUCCCAUCCAAAAUCUUUAUGAAAAACAAAAACUGAAAUUCCCCUUAACAAUCAAAAGAUAUACUAAGACAAAGUAGCAAUUGCAUUGUCUUAGUAUUUUUGCAACACUUGGCAAAAGCUUGACAAAAGAUGGAGCUACCUAUGUCAAUCCCUCAGCUGUCACUAAUAACCACUAUGGUGAAAUAGGCUUUCUCUUUAGAGGAUCCUCCAUAGACCUCAGUGUGGUCUAUGAAAUGCCAGGAGCUAAAGAGGACUGGCGGCCAUAAGACAGUGGUGUAUUUUGGUUUUGUGCUACCCUAGGCAUGACUAAACUCAAGCACCCCCUAGUCUAAAUUUGCCCCACACCAUCCUGUCAAGGCCGUACCUCUUCCUAUUUAAGACCAAAACACACUUUGACUGAUAGACAAUACAUUGCCUCACGGAUACAUACACUGACAUACAUUCACUGACAGACACAGUCAUUGGCACACACACUGUUUAACCAACACUGGCAGUCACUCAGCUGGCCACUAGAGGUGCUUCCUGGGUCAGCGCAACACACUGUGCAGCACAGAUGCUCAGCGUCUCCAUGAACAUUUAUCAUAGAGAUGCAUCAGCAGAUGCUGAUUGAUGCAGCGCUUUGUCGUGCAUGUGCAAUAGCCUACCAAUGCUUUUCUAUGGGAAAACAUUGGAUUGGCUGAGACCGUCAAAUUUGAUAAUCUCCGCCCAGGAGGCGGAGCGGAGUAGGGGGCCACUUUUUACUCCUCUAACAGGGGGGCAGGAGGGAUAAAUAUUGCUUUUAAAACUCUGGUGUCAGGAAUACAUCUGUAUUCCUGGCACUAUAGUGUUCCUGUAAGCACUAAAAAUUUACCUUUCGUUAGGUGCAGAACUGGUCUUCCCCAAGUGACUCUGGAAAGCAGUCUCUCUCACUAGGAGCUGGUGUUUGGAGUAGCUGCCUGGUGUGUUAGUAUACACAUUUGUCAGGGGGUGAAAAUGUCAAAAAAAUAAAAAACAAAACAACAAAAAUUGCUCACCUCCUAGGAAGUGGCCAAGCUCCAUGACAGUAAGGCUUUUAUUUUUAAAACAUGCAUUAAUAAAUUUAAUAAAAAAAUAACAACAAAAGAUACAAACAUUUAAGACUUUUAUUUUUUUUAGUCCCUUCACCAUAUUUUAUAACACCUACUUCAGCUUUGAACUGGACCAGGAGAAGCAGACUGCCGCUUUGUGGGGUUCCUGCCUGCAACUGCCCAGGAGCUUCAGCUUGAAGUCACUCGACUCCUGCUCCUCCACAUAGCACGUCUCAUGACUUGGGCUAAUAAGGCAUUUUGCCUCCCCCUAAAAAGUGCCGCCCAAGGCAAAUGCCUUGUUAGCCUUGUGAUAAAUACAGUGCUGCCAUGAGGGACAUGUUUAGAUAAGUAUACGGUGGCAUCAUUUGGCCACCGUAAUGCCAGUGGAGCAGUCAACAUUGGGUUUUUUUGCAAAUUAUGCAGAAUUGUCUGGGUCUUACUCAAAUGGUGACAUAGUCGCUUUAAAGGGAUACUAUAGUGCUAGGAAUAAAAAGUUGUAUUCCUAGCACUAUAGCUCCCUCUGCCUCCCCCCUUAUGCCCCUACCCCCUGGAACUGUAAGGGUUAAAAACACUUACUAUACUCACCCAAUUCCAGCGCUGAGUCGGUGCUCUGCCGCCUCUAAUGUCAUCCAACCAGGGGGGCUAAUGCGCAUGUGUGGCAAGUGCUACAAGCACAUUAGGCCCUCCCCAUGAGAAAGCAAGCAAUACUUUCCUAUGGGGAUUUUACUGAUGCUGGAUGUCUACAUGCAGAGUGUGAGUACAUCCAGGGUCAGUUAAGUGAACAAAAGUUACCUAGCAAGCAUAACGUGCCUCUAGUGACUGUCUGAUUGUCACUAGAGGCAGUCUUAACCCUGCAAUGUAAUUGUAGUUCCGAAUAAUUAACAUUGCAGGGUUAGGGGGACAGAUACAUUGCACCAAGACCACUUCAAUGGGUUGAAGUGAUUUAGGUGCCUAUAUGUUCCUUUAAGUGACAGCAAUGCAACACAUGAAAACCACACCAUGGAAGUGCUUGCUACUUGCAUAUAUUUUGUGGGUAUGAAGGAAAGAACUGCCUUUUUUUUGCAUUUAACUUUUAUGUGAAAUUAUAUUAUUUACAUUUUAUAAAAUUAAACACGAACAAUGAUUGCAGCUGCAUUUUGGUUAAUUAUACAGUGAGAUAGAUGUUAACAGGCAUGUUUUGAUGCAUGGAUUUUUACCACUCUAAGAAAAGUAAUUCUAACACAAUCUAAUGCUGUACUUGCCUCUGUUCUCCCAGCUUUUUUUAACCUCUAUUUUGUUACUCCUCUGUCUCUGACCGUCUUAACCCACCUCAACUAUGUAAUGUUGUUUUGUGCUUGUGGCUACAAAUGUGUAACAGGAAUUGUGUGUGUGUGUGUGUGUGCGUGGGGGGAGGGUGUUAGGGGGUGGUGGUGGUCUGUAUGUGUGUCAUGUGAGUUGGUUUGACUCCCUGUGUGAUACUAGCUGUGGUGGAAAUGCAUAUGUGAGAAGGAAUUUGGAAAUGUGCUCUGUGUAAGAGUUGUGUGUGUAUGUGGAUUCCGUAUGUCAGUGUAUGACAGCAUAUUUGUAAUGGAAGUUAUAUUUUGAAGUUACCUGUAUAAAUUGUGGAUUGCAUAUAUGUGAUGGGAAGUGUGUGACUGAAGUUGUUUAUGGAGGCUGUAUGUGUAUAAUAAGAGUUUCUUAUGCAUGUCUUUAUUGGGAGUUGUGUGUGCAUAAAGACUGCAAAUGUAUUUGUGUCUGGUAAAUGUUGUCCACUCUAUUUUAACAGACCCUUAGAUAGAAGGAGUGCACGAUUCCUUGUGAUACGUUGGGUGGAGUGUUUGGUCAGCUGGAUACUCAAAUGAAUUAGAGUACUGAGCUGAUAGUGUAGGGCCCUAUGUUUGGAGGUAUGUAUGUUGCCAUAUUCUGCUUGUGUUGCUUUGUAGCAUUAUAUUUGUGCAUAUGUGGGCUGUUAUAUUGUAUAUGUUCUUGAGUAGAUUGUGGUAUUGUGUAUGAUACCUAUGAAUGUGGGCUGUGAUGGGGGCUACUUGAGGAAUUAUGUUUCUGGAUAUGUCACAUUGUGUUUGGUGGUGUGUGUAUGUGUGGAGCUGUUUAUUGUAUUGCAUCUGAGAGGCUGCUUGCGGAGUUGUGUGCAUGUAUGUUGAUUGUCAGUGGUGUGUUUGUGGGGACUGUGUGUUUCUGUAUGGGCUGUUUGGAUUAUUUGUAUGAUUAUUUGUAUCUUCUGCAGCUCUUUGUAUAUCUAGCAGUAUGGGUGGCUUCCCUGAGGUCCACUGGGGGCUGGGUUGGCCAGGUACAGCUCAAGGGCAGAAGCAGCAAUAUCUGCUGUAAGUUGCACUAAUUCAGUGUCUAUACCAAGUUCGCAAGUGCAGUGAGGAAGUGCUCUGAGAUCCCUUCCUCUAAGAGCUGCAGUGCAUAAAUUGAGGAUUGUGCCUCACCACCUGCAAUCACCGCUCGAGUCUCCUGAUAGGCCAGAUCCCAUUUGGCUCUAGCAUCCUUGGGUGCAGUGCACAACCACCUUGUGCCAUAGGUUGCUGACCCCUGCUCUAGAAAGUACAGGAUUGUAAGGGAGCACAGACCGAGAUCUGCACCCAUAUAAAGAAACAGACCACAAGCUCCCUUGCAGCACGAAGGUCAGGGUGACGGAGCAAAAGAGUCUUAGGAAAUUGUUUACUUGUCUAUUUAAAUUUUCAUAUGUAUUUAUUUCAAUUGUUAUGGUUAUCUAUACCAGUAAUUUCAAUUAAAGAUUUCACACUAAAAUAACACAUGUAAUCAAGGCAUUGGUGAGGAAAAGAUACCUGAUCAGUUAGACUCUCUCAGAGUUAUUCAUUAAAGUUAUUCACUUUAGUUUUUCACUAAAGAUCUAUGCCUGGAAUUCAAAGUCGAUUCAAAGUGAACUUCCAAAUUUCUCCCAAAAUGACUGAAGUAGAAUAAAUCUCCAAGUCAACUAUUAUUUUCUUUUUGGCUAUUUUGUCCCUAUAUUUUAAAUUCACUUUUAAUUCCUAGCAAUUCUUUGCUGAAAAAGAAGAUUUUUGAAAAUUAAAUAUUCCUAGUUCAUAUUUAGAUUUUCACAUUAAAGGGACACUGUAGGCAUCCAGACCACUUCAUCUCGUUGAAGCGGUCUGGGUACAAUGUCCCUGUCCCCCUUAGUCCUUCAAUGUAAACAUUGCAGUUUUUUUCAAGAAACAGCAAUGUUUACAUUGAUGUACUUGAAGCGCUUUGUUUCAUGAAGUUUCACUCCGUAUGAGGACGUCCUGCAUCAGAGAAAACCCAAUAGGAAAGCAUUGAGGCCUAAUGCGUGCAUGGCGCUCGACAUGCAUGUGCAUUGGGUCCCCCAUCAGAUGACAUUGGAGGAGGCAGAGAGCGACCACGGUGCUGGGAUUGGUUGAGGUCACUCUUUAGCUGUGAUGUUGAGCGGAGGACUGGUUUAGUCACUCUUUAGCUGUGAUGUUGAGCUGAGGACUGGUUUAGUCACUCUUUAGCAGUAAUGUUGAGCUGAGGCCUGGUUUAGUCCCUCUUUAUCUGUGAUGUUGACGUGAGGACUGCUUUAGUCCCUCUACAUGAUGAUAAGGUGUGUCAUGCUGAGGACUGGUUUAGUCUCUGUUCAGCUGUUUUACUGAGCUGAGGACUGGUUUAGUCCCUCAAUAUAAGUUGUGUGCUACUGAGCUUAGGACUAGUUUAGUUCCUCUACACAUGGGAAUGGGCUAUGUGUUACUGUGCUGAGGAAUGAUUUAGUUAAUCUUUAGCUGUGAUGUUGAAUGGAGGACUGGUUUAGUACCUCUUUAGCUUUGAUGUUAAGCUGAGGACUGUUUAGUCCCAUUUAGCUUUAAAGUUAAGCUGAGGACUGGUUUAGUCCCUCUACAUGAUGAUAAGGUGUGUAAUGCUGAGGACUGGUUAAGUUUCUGUAUAGCUGUGAUGUGGAGCUGAGGACUGGUUUAGUCCCUGUUUAGCUGUGAUGUAGAGCUGGGGACUGGUUUAGUCCCUGUGUAACUGAUGUAGAGCUGAGGACUGGUUUAGUCCCUGUUUAGCUGUGAUGUAGAGCUGAGGACUGGUUUAGUCCCUGUUUAGCUGUGAUGUUUAGCUGAGGACUGGUUUAGUCCCUGUGUAGCUGUGAUGUUUAGCUGAGGACUGGUUUCGUCCCUGUGUAGCUGUGAUGUUGAGCUGAGGACUGCUUUAGUCCCUGUGUAGCUGUGAUGUUGAGCUGAGGACUGGUUUAGUCCCUGUUUAGCUGUGAUGUUGAGCUGAGGACUGGUUUAGUCCCUGUGUAGCUGUGAUGUUGAGUUGAGGACUGGUUUAGUCCCUGUUUAGCUGUGAUGUUGAGCUGAGGACUGGUUUAGUCCCUGUGUAGCUGUGAUGUUGAGUUGAGGACUGGUUUAGUCCCUGUUUAGCUGUGAUGUUGUAGCUGUGAGGACUGAGGACUGGUUUAGUCCCUGUGUAGCUGUGAUGUUGAGCUGAGGACUGGUUUAGUCCCUGUGUAGCUGUGAUGUUGAGCUGAGGACUGGUUUAGUCCCUGUGUAGGUGUGAUGUUGAGCUGGGGACUGGUUUAGUCCCUGUGUAGGUGUGAUGUUGAGCUGAGGACUAGUUUAGUUCCCUGUGUAGCUGUAAUGUUGAGCUGGGGACUGGUUUAGUCCCUGUUUAGCUGUGAUGUUGAGCUGGGGACUGGUUUAGUCCCUGUGUAGCUGUGAUGUUGAGUUGAGGACUGGUUUAGUCCCUGUGUAGCUGUGAUGUUGAGUUGAAGACUGGUUUAGUCCCUGUUUAGCUGUGAUGUUGAGCUGAGGACUGGUUUAGUCCCUGUGUAGCUGUGAUGUUGAGCUGAGGACUGGUUUAGUCCCUGUUUAGCUGUGAUGUUGAGCUGAGGACUGGUUUAGUCCCUGUGUAGCUGUGAUGUUGAGUUGAGGACUGGUUUAGUCCCUGUUUAGCUGUGAUGUUGAGCUGAGGACUGGUUUAGUCCCUGUGUAGCUGUGAUGUUGAGUUGAGGACUGGUUUAGUCCCUGUUUAGCUGUGAUGUUGAGUUGAGGACUGGUUUAGUCCCUGUGUAGCUGUGAUGUUGAGUUGAGGACUGGUUUAGUCCCUGUUUAGCUGUGAUGUUGAGUUGAGGACUGGUUUAGUCCCUGUUUAGCUGUGAUGUUGAGCUGGGGACUGGUUUAGUCCCUGUUUAGUUGUGAUGUUGAGUUGAGGACUGGUUUAGUCCCUCUCCCUGUUGUUAUCUGUAUUGCUGCUCUAUGGGUAGGAUGGUCAUUAAAAGGAAGCUUUGUCAGUGCUGCUUUUCCUCCUCCUCCUCGCAUUACUUGGUGGGUUCUGUGUUCUAGCAGCGGGUUGUACCAUCUUGCUUAAGAGGGGAGGUUCGCUAGUAAAGGUUUCACCUCCACAGCUGCUGUCGGCUAUUAGGGCGAUGUUUCCAUAGCCGGUGCACCCAGUUCAUCAAACAAUGCAGUUGAUGUGGGUGAGAUAAUGUAUUUGUGAAUCUGGCAGGAUUUCGGUGAAGAGUCGUAGCGCAUCCUCCCCCGUGCACGGAGUGGUGUGUUCCGGUCUGGGUGUGGCGGAUUUCGGGGUUGUGUGAUACGAGCUGCAGGGAGGCCGCUCCUUCUAACGGGAUCCGGGACACCGAGCCGGGGGCAGACACGGACACCGAGCAGGGGGGAGAGACACCGAGACCGAGCCGGGGAGAGAGAGACGGAGAGCGAGCCGGGGCCGCACGACAGGAGCGUGGGUAAUCCAUAGCGCCUGCUGUGUGUAUCCCCAGCCCGGCUUCAUCCACCCCUCCAUCCCCUCCCCUGAUAACAUCCUGCAUCCUGGCCACACCACCGGCCCUCCGCUAGCCCCGAGCUGCUGGAAGCAUCCCCCGCCAGCCAUUCCUCACCAUCAUCACCACAUCACUGACUGCAUUCAUCUCAUUCAGGGUGCAGCAGCCACCCAUAGUGACUGAGCUCCUCCCAGCCCAGGCCUUCACCACCCCAUCAUUCACACCAUCAUCACCUCCUCAGCCUUCACCACUCCCAUCAUUAACCAUCAUCACCUCCUCAGCCUUCACCACCCCAUCAUUCACCAUCAUCACCUCCUCAGCCUUCACCACCCCAUAAUCACCUCAUCAGCCUUCAUCACCUUCUCACCCCAUCAUUCACCAUCAUCACCUCCUCAGCCUUCACCACUCCAUCAUUCACCAUCAUCACCUCCUCAGCCUUCACCACUCCAUCAUUCACCAUCAUCACCUCCUCAGCCUUCACCACCCCAUCAUUCACCAUCAUCACCUCCUCAGCCUUCACCACCCCAUCAUUCACCAUCAUCACCUCCUCAGCCUUCACCACCCCAUCAUCACCUCCUCAGCCUUCACCACCCCAUCAUUCACCAUCAUCACCUCCUCAGCCUUCACCACCCCAUAAUCACCUCAUCAGCCUUCAUCACCUUCUCACCCCAUCAUUCACCAUCAUCACCUCCUCAGCCUUCACCACUCCAUCAUUCACCAUCAUCACCUCCUCAGCCUUCACCACUCCAUCAUUCACCAUCAUCACCUCCUCAGCCUUCACCACCCCAUCAUUCACCAUCAUCACCUCCUCAGCCUUCACCACCCCAUCAUUCACCAUCAUCACCUCCUCAGCCUUCACCACCCCAUCAUUCACCAUCAUCACCUCCUCAGCCUUCACCACCCCAUCAUUCACCAUCAUCCCCUCCUCAGCCUUCACCACCCCAUCACCACCUCCUCAGCCUGCACCACCCCAAAAUCACAAUCAUCACCUCCUCAGCCUGCACCACCCCAAAAUCACCAUCAUCACCUCCUCAGCCUUCACCACCCCAUCAUUCACCAUCAUCACCUCCUCAGCCUUCCUCACCCCAUCAUCUCACCAUCAUCACCUCCUCAGCCUUCCUCACCCCAUCAUCUCACCAUCAUCACUUCCUCAGCCUUCCUCACCCCAUCAUCUCACCAUCAUCACUCCCUCAGCCUUCCUCACCCCAUCAUCUCACCAUCAUCACUCCCUCAGCCUUCCUCACCCCAUCAUCUCGCCAUCAUCACCCCCUCAGCCUUCCUCACCCCAUCAUCUCACCAUCAUCACCCCCUCAGCCUUCCUCACCCCAUCAUUCACCAUCAUCACCUCCUCAGCCUUCCUCAUCCCAUCAUCACCUCCUCACCCCAUCAUCUCACCAUCAUCACAUCCUCACCCCAUCAUCACUUGCUCACCCCUUCAUCGCAUCAUAAUCACCUCAUCAGUCUUCCUCACCCCAUCACCUCACAAUAAUCAUCUCCUCUCACCAUCAUCCCUUCCUCAGCCUUCCUCACACAAUCAAUUCCUCAGCCUUCCUCACCCCAUAAUAAUCGCUUCCUCACCCCAUCAUCUCACCAUAAUCAUAUAAUCACCUGCACAGCCUUCCUUGACAUUAGCCAAUCCCCUCACCAUGGCCUUCCUAGCCAUCACUCCAUCUCACUUACAUCACCUUAUAUAAAAACACCCUAUAAUCUCACUACUGCCUUCCUAGUCAUAACCCAAUCACCCCUGUUCAUGACAGACAUCACCCUGGCCUUACAAACCAUCAUCUGAUCAUCUCUAACCUGACCUUUCUAGCUUUAUACCAGCAUCUCAAGCCAGCCUUCCUUGCUUUUAGCUAUCAUCCCAACCUAAGUUUUCCUAGCUGUCUGCUAUCAUCUCACAUGGCUUUAUUAGUUGUCAUCUAACCCUUGGCUUUCCUAGACUACACCCCAUCAUCUCACCCCGGGCCUUGUUAGCCCCCUCAUCGUUGACACUGACCUUGCCAGCUGUCUCUCCUGUCAUUGACCCUGGGCCUGGCCAGCUGUCCCCCUGUCAUUGACCCUGGGCCUGGCCAGCUGUCCCCCUGUCAUUGACCCUGGGCCUGGCCAGCUGUCCCCCUGUCAUUGACAACUUGGCCUGGCCAGCCGUCCCCCCUGUCACUGACAACUGGGCCCGGCCAGCCUCCCCCACUGUCAUUGACAACUGGGCCCGGCCAGCCUCGCCCACUGUCAUUGACAACUGGGCCCGGCCAGCCUCGCCCACUGUCAUUGACAACUGGGCCCGGCCAGCCUCGCCCACUGUCAUUGACAACUGGGCCCGGCCAGCCUCGCCCACUGUCAUUGACAACUGGGCUCGGCCAGCCGUCCCCCCCCUGUCACUGACAACUGGGGCCGGCCAGCCGUCCCCCCUGUCACUGACAACUGGGCCCGGCCAGCCGUCGUCCCCCCCUGCCACUGACAACAAGGCCCGGCCAGCCGUCGUCCCCCCCUGUCACUGACAACAGGGCCCGGCCAGCCGUCCCCCCUGUCACUGACAACUGGGCCCGGCCAGCCUUCGCCCCUGUCAUUGACCGCGGACCUGGCCAGCCCAGCCAUCGCCCCUGCUAUUGACCCCGGACCUGACCAGCUGUCACCAGUCAUUUCAACAGCCUUGCACUUCUAGCUAUCAUAUCAAAGCUGGCCUUUAUAGCAGUCACCCCAUCAUCUCAAUCCCUGGUUUUCCCAGCCACCACCUUGACCUCCAGCCUUCCUAGUAUCACACCAUCAGCUCACUUCUGGCCUUCAUAUUCAUUAGCUCACCUUGCCCUCUUACUGUGCCUUUAUUCCAGCAUCCCAAUAUCAGUCCCCAUCAUCUUAAGUAUGUUUUUAAAAUCAAAUUUUCCUCUAUUCUAUUUCCUGUGAACCAUUGUUAUGACCACCUUCCUGCCCCUGUUUGACUGCCUCCUAGACCCUCUUGUUAUCCUGAAAAACUGAGCCAUGUCAGUUCACCAUUACAACACUACAUGUUUAUAAUUGUGCUUGUCAUUUUAUUGUUCGUGUUUAGCACAUGACUGCACAAAAUUGUUGCACUCUUGCAGUUAUGUUUGAUUGCUUUUAUUAUAAGCUUAAGGUAAAGUGCUGCCUGUUAUCAUUGCUGUGUGUGAUGGGCACUGCAUACACGUGUUUUAAAUAACUUUUUUUUCAUUGGGGUUAUAUCUAAAAACUGCUUGCAGGAAUCUGCAUUGCUCUUGUUUGCUGCCUUCGCAAGCCUUCCACUUCUAACCCUGACCAGACUUUCUGUGGCUACCCAAUCACAGGCUUCCCAAUGCAGCUCAAUGAAAAGUAUUUGCAAGGCAGGAGCUCUGAGCAAUUUCUGCUUUUUGAGUUUAGCUCCACUGAGCUUUCCAAACCUGGGAGUACCAGCACCUGUUGUCUGUUUGAAAGCAAAGGGGGUGUAACCAGAUUAGUUAAGUGUUCUUGCAUAGCAAGACCACUUAAUGUUUUCUCACAUAUAUAUUAUUGUUGUUAUAGCCAAAUUUACCACCCUAACUCCUCCCACAGUUCUUACACUACAUAGACGGUAAUAUACCGAAACGUGCGGAUUGUUCCCGAUUGGAUUGCUAUUACUUUGUGGAACAUUUCGCCGAAUGGUUCACGGAAUAUCGUUGUUCUUGUGGCGAAAUUGGUCCCAUAGGAAUGAAUGGCAAAAUGUUCAAAACUAGAGUGGGAGCUGGCAAAAGCUGAAAAAUCAGGACAUGAUUUCUAAACUGCCACCACUCCCUCAUUUUCAAGCCCAUCUACACAAAUCUUAUAUCAAAACGUUCAGCUAUCCCUGCUGCCACAGCUAAGCCAUAGUCCUGAUAGUUUUCGCAAUAUGACCAUUUGUUUGCAACUCACGCCGUCCAUUGACAUUCAUUGAAACUCCACUCUAGCCAGCUCAAACUUAAAGGGCAAUUUCUAAACUGUGACUGUGCCUUCGUUAAUAUUUCAGAGACAUACUAUGCAUCGAAAUGUAGGUCUGGGUCUUGUGAUUCUCACAAUAUAAAGCUCUUCGCUGUAGGAUUUUUAGUUUUUAAAAUACGACCAUUUGAAGAUGGCAACCGCCAAAAUACUCUGACCUGUGCCAGGCUGGAGCAGCAAGUGAUGUCAUAGACACGGUCUUUUGUACACCUGCUAAUGUUUUUAUAAAUGUAUGUUUUAAUUUAACUGUGAAGCACUUUGGGCAACAACGUUGCAAUUAAAUGUGCUAUAUAAAUAAAUAAUAGUUACUCCGCCCACUUCAGUUGCAGACUACUGGUGGAGGCAAGAACACUUCACACAAUUUCCCCAGAAAUUGUAGCUUUUCUAGUUUCUAUUGCAAUCUGUACUUUUUGCAAAAUAGAAAAAAAGAAAACACAUUCUUCACAAAUAAAACAUUUCAGCAAGCUUAAGUGCUUUAAGGGUCUUGAGUGUCCUAUUUAAAGUCAUACUACGUGAAUAUUAUAGUCACCAGAACAUCUACAGCUUAAUGUAGUUGUUCUGGUGAGUAUAAUCAUUAUAUGCAAGCAUUUUCAUGCAAACACUGCUUUUUCAGAGAAAAUGCACUGUUUACAUUGCACCUAAGGACAUCUCCAGAUGGCCACUGAAGGGCUUCCUGGAUCAGUGCUGCACAGUAGGCAGCUUUGCCGUUCAGCGUCCCCAUGCUGUGCAUGGGAAUCCUGAAUUUUCCUCAUAGAGAUGCAUUGAUUCAAUGCAUCUCUAUCCCAUUGUACAGUGCUACAGAAUUUGCUGACACUAUAUAAAUAAUAAAAUGAUAAUAAUAAUGAGGUGCCGAUUGGUCAAAAUGGCAUUUGGGCCCGCUCCCUUGCCGAUUUUAGCCAACUGGCUAAAAAUCAGCAAUUCUGAUGAUGUCACCAAGCUAGCAGGGCCAGUGCCAGUGGACCCGCACAUUGCUGGAAAUAAGGUGAGUUUUUCAUGCUUUUAAGGAAGGUAAGGGAGUGGCAAGCCACCUUAAUGGUGGGCUUAGCACAAUUGGGUUAGGAAUACAUGUUUGUGUUCCUGACCCCAUAGUAUUCCUUUAAUGAUUGAAAUUUGAAAGCAGUACAGUAUCUUUUUCUCAGUGAGUUUUAUCCCACUGGUCUUGGGCAAUCAUUCGUGACCUCAUAGCCUCAUUCAGCUAUCCCUGACCUCUGGCCUCAACAGUCCUACCUAUCCUUAGCUCUAGUUGAAGUAGUAACUCUUCUUAGCCCUUGACUGAAGCCUACCUGUCCUUAUCUUGUUUCCCAUUGUUUUCCUCACCCUUGUUGAUUAUUAGACCAAUUUAGUUUCUUUUUAAAUAUCGUGAAGUCAUUUCCUUCAUUAUUAUGGGCCAUUUUCAUUCCUUAAAGGACCACUCUAGGCACCCAGACCACUUCAGCUUAAUGAAGUGGUCUGGGUUCCAGGUCCAGCUAGGAUUAACCCAUUCUUUUAUAAACAUAGCAGUUUCAGAGAAACUGCUAUGUUUAUGAAUGGGUUAAGCCUUCCCCCAAAGCCUCUAGCGGCUGUCUCAUUGACAGCCGCUAGAGGCGCUUGCGUGCUUCUCACUUUGAUUUUCACAGUGAGAGCACGCCAGCGUCCAUAGGAAAGCAUUAUGAAUGCUUUCCUAUGCGACCGGCUGAAUGCGCGCGCAGCUCUUGCCGCGCGUGUGCAUUCAGCCGACGGGGAGGAACGGAGGAGAGCUCCCCGCCCAGCACUGAAAAAAGGUAAGUUUUUUUUUUUUUUUUUUUUUUUCCAGAGCCAGGCGGGAGGGGGACGCUGAGGGUGGGGGCACCCUCAGGGCACUAUAGUGCCAGAAAACGAGUAUGUUUUCCUGGCACUAUAGCGGUCCUUUAAUUCACUGAUCUAAAUUAUAGAAUGAUAAGUUUAUAUUUCUGUCCUUUUUAUUUAUUUUUGUUUUUAUUCACUAUAUUUUGUGAAUGAAGAUAGACAUAUUUGAUAUCUUAUCGUAGUAUGGUACAAAGUGUGCCUGACCUUAAAGGGAUACACCAAGCAAUAAAGAGACUUUAGCUUAAAUGGACACUCCAGAUCCCUAAAGCACUUUAGCUUGCUGAAAAGCUAUAUGUGUAGAGUAUGUAUUUUUUUUUUCAUUUCACAUGCAUAGAGCACCUGCCUUACAAAAACUUCUUAUUGCACUGUGUUGGGAAGUCUGUGAUUGAACAGUCACAUAAAAUCUGGGCGCGGUUAGAAGAGGAGGGGUUGCAAAGGCAGCAGACAAAGGAUCUGCUGUUUUUGCAAGCUGUUUUUAGGUAAAAUUAAAAAAAAUGCACAAUUAAAUGCAUGCAAGUUUUAGUCUGGGGUAUAUCUAGUAAACAGAAUUUUUUUUAUUUAUUUUGUAUUUGGGCAUUGUAGUGUCCCCCUAAUGAAACAGUGUUGGUGUAUACACCAUGCUCCUGCUCAAUCUAUUUUUUAGGAGUUUAACCACUUUGUUUAUGCAGAACUAGCCACACCUCCCCUGGCCGUGACUGGCACAGCCAUCAUGAAAAACAAGGUUUCACUAUUAGAACAUAGUGUGUCUUAGUAAAGGACUUCUUAUCUCCUGUUCUAUUAAUGGCACUUUGAUAACACACGGGAGGCUCUAGCAUGCCAUUUACAGAGCAGGAGAUUUCAAGUCAAACAUACGGUGCAAUAUGUGGGGGGCCAUGAUGUAUACCACUUCAAUAAGUAAAAGUUGUUUUGGUUCUUAGAAUAUCACUUGGCAGGUUUAAUAUUAAAAUUUGAAUCAAAACAUCUUGUUAUCUUAUUUAUAUUAAUGUUUGUUUUUUUUCUCUUUUGCAACAUACCUAAAUUUAAUUUUAUAUAAUUAUGUUAAUUACUAAAGCUUUAGGUUUGUAUGUUAAUACUACAUUCCACAGAGCUGCAUGAAAUAUAAAUAAAUUAUAAAAAAUAUAUAUCAUUUUUUUUUUUUAAAUAGCUUCACAACAAUUUUUGCCUAUUAUUGGAUACAUAUUUUGUUAUCUAGAAGGACACAUGACAUGUGUGACAUGUCAUGAUUCCCUUUUAUUCCAGAAGUUUGGUCCUUAAGGGGUUAUGCUUUCCAUUUUAGUUCUUCAUGAUCAUUUUCCAGAUACCAAGCACAUGUCCUCUUGACUCUUUUACUACAACUGUAUUAUUUACAAUGUGUGUUUAUCCAAGCCAAAUUCCCACUCUGUUUUACUUCUUUUGCUUGCUGCAAAACACACAGUUGUUGCAGAGUGUGCUUCAGUCUCACUGUAGAAUUCAUGUAUAUUCUCCAAAUAAUUUUACUCUGAAGGUUAAUUACAAAGACUGUUAAUUUGAAAUGCUCCUAACAUAUGGGGUGUAUCGAGAGACUUUACAUAUUUAUCUCAAAUAUAGUAUGGCACAUAGUAAAUAAUGGCAAUUUAUUUAAAAUUAGCUGUUAGAAAUUCUGAUGAAUGAUUAAAUCCUACCUACCAACAAACAUGGAUUCCAGUGGCACAAUCUCUGCAGACACUAUUAAAGGGCCCCUCCGGGCACCAUAACAAUACCAUCUCAAUUCAAUUGUUGAGAUGCCAGGAGGUCCCAGGUGCCGUCAUACCUUGAGGGUUUAAACAAUUUAUAAACAGUUUAAACUCAAUUUUGUGGAGAUAGCACACUUUUGCCCUGUUUAGCUCCUACUGCUGCUGGUCUGAGGCUUCAAUCAGAAAGCCUUGGGCUGGGCACUGCUGAUAGGCUGAAAGUGUCAGGUUCCAAAUUCCGGUCACACCCACUAGGUUUAAUGUAGUGGAAGAUAUUGUGUUUUAACAUACAUAAACUGCUAAUUUCAUCCGUUACCUCGUGUGUCCAAUUCGUCUAUUUGCAAAUACUUGCCUGUUAGUCAGCACUGCAGAAUUUGUUGGCGCUUUAUAAAUAAUAAUAAUAAUCCGAAGAAACGAUAUGUACGGUAAUGUCUGGAAAUAUUUGGACACUGACAAAAAUGUUAUUAUUUUGUGUGUUUACCAAAAUAAAUUAAAGGAUCACUAUAGGGUCAGGAACACAAACAUGUAUUCCUGACCCUUUAGUGAAAAUCCACCAUUUAGGUGGCUUGCCCCCCCCUCUUAGCCCCCUCAGAAUGGGUUAAAACUCACCUUAUUUUUAGCUCUUCUCAGGUCUGCCAGCACUGGUCCUGCCCCCUUGGUGACAUCAUCAGAAUUGCCAUUUUUUAGCCAAUCCAAUGCUUUCCCAUAGGGAAAGCAUUGGAUUGGCUAAAAUCGACAAGGAGACGGGGCCAAAUGCUGUGUUGGCCAAUCAGCACCUCAUCAUAGAGAUGCAUUGAAUCAAGAUAUCUCUAUGAGGAAAAUUCAGCCAGAUUAGACUUUGCCCCAAAAAACAUCUAAAAAAAGCCAGCACAGUUCUGGAGCAACACUCUUUGGACAGAUAACGCCAAGAUCAAACUCUGCCAGAAUGAUGGGAAGAAAAAAAUGGGGAGAAGACUUCGGUUCAUGAUCCGAAGCAUACCAUCAUGGUGGAGGCAAUGUGAUGGCAUCGGCAAACACGGCUUCUAAUAGUACUGGGUCACUAAUGUUUAUUGAUGAUGUGACAGAAGACUGAAGCACCCAGAUGAAUUCUGAAGUGGAAAGGGAUAUGUUGUCUGCUUAGAUUCGGCCAAUGUCAGCGAAAUUGAUUGGACGACGGUUCACUUUACGAAUAGACAAUGACCCAAAACAUACUGUAAAAGCAAGGACUUUUUAAGCUAAAAAAGUGGAAUAUUCUGCAAUUGCCAAGUCAAUCACCUGAUCUCAACCCGUUCGAGCUUGCAUUUCACUUGUUGAAGACAAAACUUAUAGAGACACUAUAGACACCCAGACCACUUCAGCUCUUUGAAGUGGGCUGGGUGCAGUGUCCCAGGUCCAUUAACGCUGCAGUGGUAAAUAUUGCAGUUUUUAAUAAACUGCAAUAAUUAUCUGUUAGCGUUAACUCUCUCUAGUGGCUGGGUACCCAUGGUGGAAGUGCUAAUGCGAGCCGGCUGACGUUGGCAGGGGAGAGGCAAAGCGCUGAAGGACAUUCACGCUGGAAUCAGGUGAGUGACAUAAGGUUUUUUUAACCCCUUCUGCAAUUCAUGGGAAGGGAGGGUUUGAUGAUAUCCAUGCAUUUCAGACAUUAAGCAGUCAUUGCUUGCAAAGGAUUCUCAACAAAGUAUUAAAAAUGUAAAUUUUAUUUAUGAUUGUUAAUUUGUCCAAUUACAUUUCAGCCCUUGAAAUAAGAGUACUGUGUAUGAAAAAGGUUGCAAUUCCUAAACAUUUCAUACAAUAUGUUUGUUCAACACCACAAAUUAAAGUUGAAAGUGCUAAAAGUAUGCACUUCAAUUGCAUCUUGGCUGUUUCAUUUCAAAUCUGUUGUGGUGGCGUACAGAGCCCAAUUUCUGAAAAUUGUGUCCGUUUCCAAAUAUUUCCAGACCUAACAGUAUUUCAUGUGUUUAGAAUAAAACUGUCCCCAUCAGAUAUGUUAGGUCGUGUCUAUAUAGCAUAUAGAUUGUAAUUUUUAGUCUCCAUUUUCAGAUGGAAAUUGCCUAUAAAGGUACAUUUUUGUUUUGUGUAUACCAUUCCUGGUGGAUCUGAAAAUGUACCUUAAUGUGUACCUCUCAUCAAAUGUAUGAUGAGAAUCCCCUCAAAUAGAAAUCCUAUGGUGAAUUUAGCAUCUAUUAUGUUGUAAUGCGUUAUUGAGAUAAUGUAUAUGGUACUCUUCUGCCUGUUCCUCUUUUGCAAAUCCUCCUUCAUUGGCUUUUCAGUGACAUUCUUUUAAACCAGGAAAUGGUUGAGAAAUCUUCCCAUACCAGUAGCCCUCAAGGGUUUAAUAAUCUAAAAAAAAAUGAAAGAAAACUAAAAUGAUUUAUUUUCAUAGUUAACAGGUUGCAAGUGAAAAUAGAAAUAAAUAUGUAAUACAUUAUAACAGGCAAUCCGCUAUAUUCCCAACUGUAGUUUUAUAUAAAUCCACAACACUCUGUGAACAAAAACAUGAUUUGCCAAACUGAGCGACUUUUAUUUUCUCUGCACCAGGUUGCAUCAAUGCUUAUUGCUUACAUCUCCCAAUAGAAACACGUGGGGGAGUUUUAAAUAGACACUAUAGUCACCAGAACAACUACAGCUUAUUGUAUUUGUUUAGGUGAGUAGAAUCAGUUCCUUCAGGCCUUUUGCAGUAAACACUAUCUUUUUUCAGAAUAAAAAGCAGUGUUUACAUUACAUGCUAGGGAUCCACUGGCCACUCAACAGAUGGCUAUUAGAGGUAUAUCCUGGGGCAGUGCUGGGACACAGUGUUCCGCACUUACAUUCAGUGUCUCCUCCCUCUGCAUGCAGACACUGAACUUUCCUCAUAGAGAUUCAUCGAUUCAGUGCAUUUCUAUGAAGAGAUUGACCAGGGCUCUCUUUGGCUGGUGCUGGUUGUGUCCUUGAUCUGCCACCUUGACAAUCUUAGCCAAUCCAGUUCUUUUCUAUGGGAAAGCAUUGUGAUUGCCUGAAAUCACCACUUCUGAUAAUGGUAGCAAAGGAGGCAGAUCAGUGGCAGAGCCAGCAGCAAACUGGAAUAAAGGUAAGAUUUUACUAUAUUUAGGGUGGCAAGGGGCGACAGGGAUAGAUGUUGUUUUAACCCUAUAGGGCCAGGAAUAGAUUUCACUUUUUCCUAGGGGUUUGAAAAGAGAUGGUGCUGUGGAGCAGACAUUUGCAUAUUAUUCUUAUUAGUACUAUGCGUACUAUUUAUAUUUUGUAAAAAAAAUAUAUAUAAUAAAAGAAAGGUAACCGUUUUUGCAGCUUUUUAUGUUGGGUACAUUAUUGCAGUCAUAUAAUUUUGCAGGGUUAUUCACUAAAGUGAGAAUUCAAAAUGAAUUUCAAAUGGAAGUUCAAAAUAGUCAAACUUGAAAAAUUCUCCAAGUCGUGCUAUGCUUUCAGUUUGGCUACUCGGGCCUUAAAUUUAAAAUUUAGUUUGAAUUUUCACUUUAGUUAGUAACCCAGUGAGUGUCUUUUUAAAGUAACUUAAUGUAGUUGCUUUGGUGAGUAUAGCCAGUGUAUAGUCCUUACAUUAAAACCUAUAGACACCCCUAGCCACUACUCAGACGGCCACUGGAGUUGCUUCCUGGGUCCGUGCUGCACACUGUGCAACACUUUUGCUCAGCGUCUCCAUGCUCUGCCUGGAGAUGCUGAACAUUUCCCAUAGAUAUACACUGAUUCAAUGCAUCUUUAUGAUUAAAGGGACACUAUAGUCACCAGAACAUCUACAUCUUAUUGAAUUUGUUCUGGUGAGUAGAAUCAUUACCUUCAGGCUUUUUGCUGUAAACACUGUCUUUUCAGAGAAAAUGCAGUGUUUACAUUACAGCCUAGUAAUAACUUCACUGGCCACUCCUCAGAUAGCUGUUAGAGAUCCUUCCUUGGUCAUGGCUGCCUAAAAUGCAUCCAAACAUUCAGUAUCUUCUCCCUCUGCAUGCAGACAUUGAACUUUCCUCAUAGAGAUUCAUUGAUUCAAUUCAUCUCUAUGAAGAGAUGCUGAUUCAUCAGGGCUGUGUUUGAAUCAUGCUGGCUCUGCCCCUGAUCUGCCUCCUUGUCAGUCUCAGCCAAUCCUAUGGGGAAGCAUUGUGAUUGGAUCAGGCCACCACUUCUGAUGAUGUCAGCAGACAGCUUGUUUUUUCUGAGACAAACCGCAUGCAGAUCUACAGCUUCAGGCUUGAGUGCAGUAAGAUUUUGCUAUAUUUAUGGAGGCAUGAGGGGCCCAGGGGAGCUAGAUGGUGGUUUUAACUCUAUAGGGUCAGGAAUACGUUUGUGUUCCUGACACUAAAGUGAUCAUUUAAUGUUGAUUGGCCAGGGCGGCAUUUGGCUCAGCCUCUGACCCGCCAACUUUGCUCAGAUCAUCAAUUCUGGAAAAAGGUGAAUAAAUCACCUUUCUAACCCAAGGUAAAGGGGCCGUAAACCUAAACGUUGGUUUGGGAACUAUAUUGUCUGGAAUACACGUUUGUGUUCCUAAAACUAUAGUGCCCCUUUAAGACUAAUGAAGUUUAAAAAAAAAAAAAAAAAGGUGUUUCUUAUGUGAUAUAUAUUAGUUUAAUAAAGCAGUUGUUGUGUAUACAGUCUCACUGCUCAGUUAUCUGUCAUUUAGGAGUUUAAUAAUUUUGUUUAUACAGCCCUAGUCACAUUUUCCAUGCAUUUGACUCACACGGCCUUCCUAAUCACUUCAUGUGAAGAGUCCUCUAAUAUUUACACUUCCUUCAUUGCAAAUUCUUUUUAAAGGGACACUGUAGCCACCCAGACCACUUCAGCUAACUGUAGUCUGGGUGCUGUGACACUUUUGCACUUAGUGCUGCAAUGUAAACUCCAAAUGGACUUUUGUUUUAUCUUUAUUUAGGGACCUCUAGUGUCAGAUUUCCCUAAUAGGAAAGCAUUGAAUAAUAGGUCUCCCCCGCCGGCUGAUGUCGGUGGGGGAGGAGCGUGGGCAGAGCCUGACCUAGCACUGAGGGACAUCGCCGCUGGAUUCAGGUAAGUGGCUGAAGGGGUUUUAACACCUUCAGCGCCACGGAAGGGGUGGACCUAUUAAUCCUAUAGUGCCAGGAGAACGGCUUUGUUUUCCUUCCUCCAUAGGAUCCCUUUUAUUUAUAAUUGAUCUCCUGCUCACGUAACAGAUUGCUAGACCCUGCAUGAGCCUCCUGUGUGUGAAUAAAACGCUUAAUUUACAGAAUAGAAGAUACAAAACUUUUUAAAGUAAGUAACAUCUGAUUGAAAAUGGAAACCAAAUUCUUUUUCUUCAUGCUAGCUGUGUCUGUCGCAGCCUUGGGAGGUGUGGCAAGGGCUGCAUAAACAGAAAUAAAUUAUUUAAAUCCUAAAUGGCAGAGAAUGGAGUAGUGAAACUUCAGAGGCAUGAUCUAUACACCAAAACUGCUCUGGUGACUAUAUUGUCCCUUUAAAGGGACACUCCAGGCACCCAGACCACUUCUGCCCAUUGGAGUGGUCUGGGUGCCAACUCCCACUACCUUAACCCUGCAAGUGUAAUUCUGGCAGUUUUCAUAAACUGCAAUAAUUACCUUGCAGGGUUAACUCCUACUCUAGUAGCUGUCUACUAGACAGCCACUAGAGGGCAAUUCCGUGUUUAUAGCACAUGAAAAGUUAUGCUAUGUGGGGACCUCCAGCGUCCCUGAAAUCCCCAUAGGAAAGCAUUGAAAGCAUUUUUCAAUGCUUUCCUAUGGGGAGGUCUAAUAAGCAUUAGGUCUCCUCCGCCGGCGGCCGCCCAUGCUCAAUAGAUCUCCCCCGCCAGAUGACGUCGGUGGGGGAGGAGUGUGGGUGGACCGAGGGACAUCGGUGCUGGAUACAGGUUAGUCACUGAAGGGGUUUUAACCCCUUCAGCAAAUGGGAUGGGAUGGGGUGGGAGGGAGAGGGGACCUGCAGUUCCUGUCACUGGAGAGUCCCUUUAAUUAACUUUUAUAAAUGCUUUAUCAGGUUUGUCAAAGAACCUUUACUGCAUUCCAUAAACUGCAUCUCCUAACAGUUGGAGGCCUAGAAUUGGCAAACAAGAGAAAUUCACAAGUGGUUAUCUGUUUUAUUUUUUAUUACAUUAUCUGCACCUCCAUACAAUUAAUAAGGGCUAUUUCAUAUUGGAAUAUUCCUUUAAAUGAUAUGCUUUCCAGAAGUUUGUCAUGACAUUACCUAAUUUUCGGGUGUAACUGGUGCACAGAGUAUAGAAACAACUCUGGAUACUAUUGGAAUGAUUUGGUAGCUGUUUAAGAGGUUGAUUGGAAUAUAUUUAGCAUUGCAAUUUUUUUAUGAGAAUCACUGAGAUACUAUGAACAUUUUAAAAUUACUUUUUGCUUUUGCCCAUCUGUUGUAAUGUCUCAUCUGUUUGCCUUUGCUUUUUAGCAGUAGAUCUGCUAAGGAUUGCCAAUAAAGACACAACACAUUUUGAUGCUUUUUCUUUUUAUAACUAUAGGUCAGGCCUGAGCAGAACUGUCUCUUAUGAUUUGUGCAAUGAGGUUGCAUAAGAGUCCAGAAGUAGUUUAUGGAUCCCAAAUUAAGCAGGGGUCCUCAACCCGCGGUCCGGCGCCGGUUCACCGGAAUUUAUUGCCGGUCCAUGAAAGCUUUUACCCGACUAUAUUGUCGGGUGAAAGCUUUUGUAGACCUGCUAUAAAUUGCCGCAAGAUAUUUCCCCAGUGCUAUGAUCUUAUAAUCAUAGCACCGCGGUUACCGUAGCAAUGCUCCGAAUCUCGCGAGCGUUAACUCCACCAGGGCUUCUCCACCGGACCACCAGGGAUUGCAGGAAAUGUCCCCUCUCUCAGGCAAAGGAAAGAAGGGGGGUAUCAAAAUUACUAUUUUCCUUUUAAUUAAAAAUAUAUAUAUAUAAUUUAUUUAAUUUUUUUUUUUUUAAAUCUACCCUCCAACCCCACAGACCCACAAUCUCCCCUAUACACACACACUGCCCCCACAUACGCGGGCACACACACUGCCCCCCCUUACGCGCACACACACUGCCUCCCUCACACAUCCUAUUCGGCUUUACUUCUGGCUGACGCCGGUCCGCGAAAUAUUUCUCCUCUUUUCGCUGCCCCCCUGGAUGCUAAAAGGUUGCAGAACACUGCUCUAUAGAUCUCCUUUCACAUACAUAAUAAAUUGCCUUGGGCCAUAGGUAUCCAUUGCACAAUAGAUUAAAGCAAAUACUUAAGUUGGGCAGUACACUUAGGCUUCUUUGCCAGUACAUUGGUAUCCAAACAGAAUGAAAUCUGUCACGCUGUUCAUAUUUGCACACUGGGGGGGUAGUCACAGCAACUACAGUGCCUGUCCUGUAGUUGAAAUGACCAAGAGAUGGAAAACUAUUUGUAAGAGUGUUUGCCUUGUUUCUUCUGUAAUUGUUGUUGGCUUAGAUGACUGUGCUGAGAAGUGACUAACACGAGAUUAUCUUUAUCAUAUCUUUAUUUGGCUUUUUGUUUAAAGAACUGCCACUUGUGAGGUUUUUUUCACAUCUAAAAGUCAGCUAUAGAUGCACCCGACAAGAAUGUUUAAGUAGCUGCAAAAGUGCACCUCAACAUGCCUUUAGCAGUUUUUUUUGCCAGUGUUGAAAAAGGAUCUAUGGAAGAUCCCUUUAAAUGUCUGUAGAAUCUUUUAUAAAUAGCGGUUAUUAGAAAAAAAUUGUAUUAUUCCAAAACAAGCAACACAGAGAUUAUGCAAGUGCACAAAUUUAUUUGUGGGUGGAAUGAGGUUCUGAUAGAGCCCUGGUCUUCUGACCAUCUAGAAAUACAUAGAACCAUUCACGUGCAGAAGAAGGUGUCCCUCUAGGUUUAACACAAAGUGAAGCAAAAGUGUUUGUUAUAUUAAAGAAACCUUUGAAGCAGAGCCAAUUUCUUCCCAUUUACAGUACAGAGAGGAACAUAAUACCUUCUUUUUAGUGAGACCAGCCAUGAGCCUCUGCUAUCAGACACCCGGACCUUCUCAUAACAAACAUGAUCCCCUUCCUGCCUCCUCUUAAGAGUAUAUAGAAUGCCUUGAUAGGCAGUGAGUAACCCAAUCAUCUGCAACAAGCGUAUGUAGAAUGAUGAUUGAUCACACUAGCCUUGGAGCCUAUAACUGCUGCAUAGGUGGCAAUCCAGUGACCUCACCUCACUGUCCAUACUACACACCAGGACAUUUUUUAUAAGCGUCUCAAAAUAAUAAGAUGGCUAUCAACCUGUUUUCAAUAAUGAAUCCCAAUAAAGACUGUAUAAGCAGCCUUGUUUUUAAAACAAAAGCAAAGAUCACCUAAACUCUUUCAAUUUAAAGGAUCACUCUAGGCACGCAGACCACUUCAGCUUAAUGAAGUGGUCUGGGUGCCAGGUCCAGCUAGGGUUAACCCAUUUUUUCAUAAACAUAGCAGUUUCAGAGAAAUUGCUAUGUUUAUGAAUGGGUUAAGCCUUCCCCCUAAUCCUCUAGUGGCUGUCUCAUUGACAGCCACUAGAGGCGCUUGCGUGCUUCUCACUGUGAUUUUCACAGUGAGAGCACGCCAGCGUCCAUAGGAAAGCAUUAUGAAUGCUUUCCUAUAUGACCGGCUGAAUGCGCGCGCAGCUCUUGCCGCGCGUGCGCAUUCAGACGACGGGGAGGAGAAGAGGAGGAUCAGAGGAGGAGAGCUCCCUGCCCAGCGCUGGAAAAAGGUAAGUUUUACCCCCUUUCCCCUUUCCAGAGCCGGGUGGGAGGGCGACCCUGAGGGUGGGGGCACCCUCAGGGCACUAUAGUGCCAGGAAAACGAGUGUUUUCCUGGCACUAUAGUGGUCCUUUAAGUGUGCAGUAUCUAGUCAGCGUUUACCAUAGUAAAAUUUACAUUUUGAUAUUGUGUGCAUGACAUGUUAUAGGAGCUUACAACUACAGCCACAGAAAAUACAUUUUGACUUAUUACCUUUUAUGAUAGGUAUAUAGCCUUACUAUAUGGUUUAGAAAAGUGAAAUGUUUUAAACAAAAGCAAUAUAUAUUUAAAGGAGCACUACAGUGUUUGACUAUAUCCCUAACAUGAGGGCUUGACAAAUUUGCUUGGAAUCUAGGAGCCAGCUAGAAAAAGUUAGAAGCCAGAUUUUUCAAGGUUUAAAAUACAAUUCUUAAAGGGACACUAUGGUCACCAGAACCACUACAGCUUAAUGACGUUGUUCUGAAGUCUAUAUCCUGUCCCUGCAUGCUUUUCAAUGUAAACACUGACUUUUAAGACAAAAGGCAGAGUUUACAUUACUGCCUGGUAACACCUUUAGUGACAGUCACUCAGACAGCCACUAGAGGUGCUUCCUGGGUCAGUGCUGCACAGUGUUCAGCACCUACGUUAAUGCUGCCCAUAGGGAUGCAAUGAUUCAAGUGAUUCUCUAUGAGGAGAAGUUGAUUGGGGCAGCAUGAUGUUUUGUCGUGCAUUUGCAAUAGUCUCCCAAUGCUUUCCUAUGGAGAAACAUUGGAUUGGCUGAAAUUCUCAAGAUUGAUGAUCUCAGCCAUGCAGGUGGAGCCAGCGGCGGCAUCACGACCACAGCAUGAAAAAAAAUAAAAUGUGAGUAAAAACACCCUUUCCAUGUGAUUGGACAGGAGCAGGUGACCUAAACAUACACGCACACUAAUUGGAUACACACACUUACUUACAGAUUUAAAACACACGCACACUGCUACUGCUGUAUUUACACUCUCUCACAAAUUAUUACUUUUUUUUUUUUUUUUAAUCCACCCAGCUUCCCUACCAUUUGGGAUAGCUGGAGUGGGACAGCUUUGCCUGGGGUCCAGCUGGGCUGCUUUCAUCAUCCAGCUCUGUUUCCUAGAGCAUUGUUUAGUGAUGCCGGGGCUGGAGUACCAUCAGCUGCCUGCCUCCAAUUUUAGGCAGCCGGUCACCUCAGGGGCUGAACGGGCUCACAUAGUCCUCACAGUCCUUAUGUCCAGCAUCAUUUUAUGGAGGUAAACCAUGUGAAGCAGCCGGAAGCACCUCUAGUGGCUAUCUACAACAGUCACUAGAGGUGGAGUUAGUCCUGCAAUGUAAUUAUUGCAGUUUUUGAGAAACUGCAGUGUUUUACAUUCCAGGGUUAAUUACAUAGGGACACUGCACCCAGACCACUUCACUGAGAUGAAGUAGUCUGUGUGCCUAUAGUGUCAGUAUAAGUAGUAUUACAAGAUCAACCAUGUUUUCAGGGACACUUACUACGUGUACAUAUUGAUGGGCAGCACAUGAAAAGCUGUAUAAAAUUAACUAAUUAGGCCAUGAACAAUCCUGCAGAAUAUGCAUUAUACAUACUGCAGGCAAUCCUUUUCAUACAUUUUCAUAAAUUUUAUGGGUCCCUGAAAACAUGGUGGAUCUACCUAUAAAUGCUCUUUGGAGUUCUGACAGACCCUUUACUUAUGUCAGCACACAAUUGGGGUACUGUUUUCUAAGUGUCACUUUGGUUGUCUCUUAAUAUGAUGUUUAGGGUUAUUUAGUGAUAUAGCAUUGGAUAGUUGUAUGUAAAAAAAAAAAAAGGAGUUCAUUAUUGAAGGACCAUUAAAGUCACCCAGUUGUCCUGCAGUUUUAACUUUUCGUAAAAACAUUGCCUUUUUGCAGUAAAACGCAGUCAUGUGAUGUUGCCGCUUAUAGGAAAGCAUUGGAAUCAGUACUUUACUAUAAGAAGCAUUGGUUGCGCGCAUGCCCUCAAAUAUAAAUCUAGAUCUCAGAUUACAUGUGGGGUCCUCCAUUCCUUUUAUAUUGGUUUAUGUAUGCUGUACUGUCUAUUGUAAACGAUUGUACAAAACUGCAAAAUAUGUUGGAAAAUUAUAAAUGCCAGUAAUAGUUUUAGCUAUGGUGUUCCUUUAAUUUCUAAGAUGUGCUAAAUGAUCUUUGGUUUAACCCCUUAAGGACACAUGACAUGUGUGACCUGUCAUGAUUCCCUUUUAUUCCAGAGGUUUGGUCCUUAAGGGGUUAAGCUUCUGGUGCUUUAGAUUUAUUUAUUUUUUUGCAUAAACUUUUUAAAAAUGUUUUAAAGGAAUACUAUAGAGUCAGGAAUACAAACGUGUAAUCCUGACCCGAUAGUGCUAAAACCAUUAUCUAGACCCCCUGACCCCCUCUUGCCUCCCUAAAUAUAGUAAAAUCUUACUUGUAUUCAAGUUUGAAGCUGCUGGAUCUGCCCCUGUCUGGCUCUGAAACUGAUUGCUGUCUGUUGACCUCAUCAGAAGUGGUGGUCUGAGCCAAUCACAAUGCUUCCCCAUAGGAAUGGCUGAGACUGUCAAACAUCCCUGGCCAACCAGCAUCUCCUCCUAUAGAUGAAUUGAAUCAAUAGCAGAAGGUGGAAAAACUGAAUGGCUGUGCUGCUCACUGUGCAGCGCUGCUCCCUGGAAGCACCUCUAGCAGCCAUCUGAGGAGUGGCCAGUGGCGUUAUCACUAGGCUGUAAUGUAAAUAACUUGCUUCUGCUCAUUAUUAUUGCAGAAUUGAUCUCACUCAUCCAUUUCCUUGCAUUAUUUGUAGCAUCAUAAUAUCUGUAUAUCCUCUCACUAGACUUGCUUCUAAGCACAUCAUUAAGAGAAGCAUCCUAACAGAUUUGAGUGUUUUUUGAUCAUAUGUUUCUAUCUUAGUCACUUCCGCAGCCAGCAGUGGACUUUUGCAAGAAUGUGUUAGACUAAGAUUUAUUUUUCUUCUACUACGACUUACACACCCAGUAUUGCCUAAUGUGCACUUUUCCUGCUACUUCUGUUUUUGUUUAGCCUGACAUACCCAACUGGAUUGUGUGUGUAAGGGUGCUUUCUGUGUGUUCCUCUCUGUUAGAUGAAAUUGUGCAAAUGUGUGCAUCAUGCCUAGUUGUCCUGUAAACCUUCGCUUUCAGAAAACACUCCUAAAGCAUGUGUAUGUCAUUGAUAACAUCCACCAUUCAAUUUGCAUGUGGCUAUCUCCAACUUCCAAAAAGGAGUGAGGGUCCCAGUCUCCCAUUUAAAAACUAAUAAAUAAACAAACAAACAAACAAACAAAAAAAACUCUUUUACCAAACAAGUAUACAUCAAACUAUAUGUUGUUAUGGGGAGGUACAAGCUGCAUUCUACAUGCCAGUGGACCACUGCAAUGUGUGUGUGUGUGAGACAGAGAGAGAGAAUAGGUAGUAAGAUUUAUUCAUUUUUGUUUAUUUUAUAGAGAAUAAGUUUUUGAAAAGCAAAUAAAAUAACAUAAAAAUAACAAUAUGCAUUUUUUUUACAUUUUAAUUUGAAGUUAGAGGUAGGAGGUUGCAUAACAGAUAAUUUGUUUCUUUCAGAUACAUUGUUUUUCAAAGAAUGCAAAUUAUUUUAUUUCUUAUAUUUAAAUAAGAGCAACCGUUCUUUGUCCACAAAUGGUGCAGAAGAAGGAAAUUCAGUUUGUUGUAGAUUUUAGUUAAUCAACUGACAAGAAUAUGGAAAAUAAAUUCAGCAUUUAAAAAAAAAAAAAAGGGGGGACACUCCAGGCACCAAACAAUUUUAAUCUAACUAAAGUCGUUAUAUUGCCAGGAGGCCUCUGGAAGCACUUUUACCUCAAAGUUGUCCUAGUGCCCAGAAUGUCACUUUAACAAGCUCACUAUUCCUUUAAAUUUUCUUGUCACCCCAAUAUUGCCAUCCAGGUUGGAUAAAAUUGGUAUUGAUUAUGUAGAAUUAAAGAUGCACUGAAAAGCUUUGUGUGAAGAGUGUCAUUUUUUUCAAUUUGUAGAAAGUGCAGAUUUCAAUACAAUUUCACAGUCUUAUAAUUUAACCUAGUUACGCAUCCAACACCCCCCACCCCACGUACUGUACCAUUGCCGUUAGGCUGAGCUUAUAGUGAUUAAGAUGCUUAGUGUCCCCUUUAUGCUCUACAAUGGAUUUAAUUAUGACGACCACAUUUGUGGAUCUAUAUAUUUAUGUGGUUUCAUUAUUUAUAUUAAAUUAUCUUACUGAAUUCUCUAGGAGCAGCGUUUUAUUGAGAACAGAGUUUGACUCCGCUCUUAAAGCGGAAGGAUCUCUUUGGUGCUGUCAGAAAGACCGCCACUAGUGGUGUGUUAACCCUGCAAUGGAAACAUUGCAGGCAUAAAACUACAGGGUCUUGGCACCCAGACCUUUUCAUUGAGAUGAAGUGGUCUGGGUGCCCUUAGAGCUCCUUUAAUUUCAAAUAGCUUUGUUACAUAAAAACUUACUUUGCAUGUAUCAAUUUUUAAAAUGUUCAACCGAUACCCAUGUAAAGGAAAGCUUUGCUUUAAAGCAGAGGUAGGCAACCUACGGCACUAGUGCCAUGCAUGGCACUCUACGUGUCUUUGCACGGUACUCAAGGCUGCUAGAGCCAAACAGGCUCUGGCCUAUCAGGAGUCCCAGUAAAACUUCAAAUAUCUGCUAAUAUGAAAAGAUGGUAAAGGACAAUCCUCAAUUUAAGCAUUGCAGCACAUAGAGGAAAUGAUCUCAGAUCACUUCCUCCAAGCACUUGUGAAUGGGAAUCCACAAUGUAGUAGAGCAGCCUGCAGCUGCUGUUGCAGCUCCUGUCUUUGACCUGUACCAGGCCAGCCCGGUCCCCACUGGAACCCAGGGAAGCCAACCAUACUGCUAGAUAUACACAGAUAUUGUGGAUCAAACCAAGUGUGUAUCUGCUCCUUUCCAAAUUGUUAAAAUAAAUGCGUGCACGCUCUGAAGUAAAUUACACUGAGACACAGGUAUCAGGUUAAUGAAAAACUUCAGAAUGUUUACUCAGGGGGCGGCAAGCCCCUUAUAAAGGCAAAAAUACAUCAUAUGCAAAAAUGUAGAUAACAGAGAGGAUACAUCUUUAAUUGGUUAGGUGUUAAGUGUCUUAUCUAAUGCACACCCUACGAGGCGUAAUGUCACCAUCAUCCCGAUAUUUUUCUCCGGAUGUAGGCGCCAUCUUGUUACACAAGGUAGUUAGUUGGUGGGAGUGGGUGCUCUAGCAGCCAUUUUGAGUAGAUAUUGAAUACAGGUAUACACAGUAAAUAGACAUUUUACUAUCACUAAUUUACAUUCAUAACACAGAAAUGAAGAAUAACCCUCCCCUUAUACAAAUAAUACUAACAGCCCACACACAUACAUGCACACAACCCCACAUGCAGCCCCCACACUCUACCAAACACACAAUGUGACAUAUCCAUCCACACACAAUUCCACAAGCAGCCCUCAUUAUAACCGCUUAUAUACGCACAAAUACAACGAUGCAAAGCAACUGCAGUAAAAAUAACACAAGCAGAAUACGGCAGCAUACACACCUCAAUUUAAAAAAAAAAAUAGGACCGGCACGCUACGGGACAUCACAAUCCUAUAUCGGCACAGUGCUGCUAAAAGGUUGCCUACCCCUGCUUUAACUCUUAAGGACACAUGACGUGUGACAUGUCAUGAUUCCCUUUUAUUCCAGAAGUUUGGUCCUUAAGGGGUUAAAGGGUACCUGUCCCUGUGUUUUGCUAGAAAAUAUUACAGAUUGCAAUAAAAAGCUAUUUAAAAAUGUAUUUCUCCCACCUGUCAAUCAGUUUUUCUAUGCCAAUGAAAUGAUUGAUAAAGAAGAGUAGACCAAACCUCCUACAGGUAAUCCUUGUACGCUUCCAAGCAUGCUCUGUGGUUGCUAUAGUAACUCCCUAGCCGGCACUGCUAGAGCUAGCUAAGGAUAUAGCAUACCUAUCAACAUUUCAAAUGGACAAAGGAUACUUUAAUUUUAGGGUGUUAUGAAAAAUGUUAGAUGACUUGAUGACAAUUUCUGCAACAAAAAUAUAAUUUAGAACAAGAACAAUGUAUUUUAUUCAUAGACUGAUUUAUAAACACAUUUAUUGUAGUUUAAAGACCUUUGCAAAAUAUUGCUGGGGAGUUCUGUUAUACACUCACACACCAACAAUAUAGAGCUCCUACAAGAGAGGGACAUUAGGAUAAAGAAGAGAGACGGGGAGAUUUGGGCCCAAAAUAGGGACUUUCCCGCUUAAAUGGGGACACUUAAGAGGUAUGGUAUAGGAACAGAGGAAUGUCAGACGCUAGCAUGCUGGCAAUUAAGUCAGUCGGUCCACAUUACAUAGUAGGUUAACCCUGCUUCAAUAUUCGCCAAGCAGGGCAAGGCAGAGGAGCACGGGUAGACUAGAGGUAGGUGUUACAAAAGUGUAACACCCAUCUCCGUAAAUUCAUAGCAGGGCGGGAACGUAGGAUGAGGUUAAUCCCUGACAGGUUUACUUAAAUGUUAUAAAGUCAUGUGGAUUAUACUGGUGAGCUCUUUUUUUCUGUUAAUGGGCAGAAGAUGGGGUGUCUCAAUUACACGAUUUGUGUUUUGGAGUGCUGGCCUUAGAGCCUUGCUAUGGUUACCUCAGUGCGAUCACGUGGCCGCAAUAGGUGCCUGUGUAUCUGCCUGCAGGGGGACUGUCUGUGCUGACAGGCAGUCUCCCUGCAAAUGAAAAAUCAAAAAUAAAGUUAAAAAAUAAAGCAAUCAGUGUCAAAAAAAAAAAGUGUGUGUGUGUGUGUGUAUAUGUAUAUAUAUAUAUAUAUAUAUAUAUAUAUAUAUGUAUAUGUGUGUGUUCUCUAAUAAAAAUAAAUAACAAAGUAAAAAUAAUAAUUAAAAAAAUUAUAUAUAUGUAAUUUUAUUCUAACAGUAUUUUGAUAUUAAUAUAUAUGUAUAUCAAAAUACACUUAGAAUGUAAUGAUAUAUAUAUAUAUCUAUGUAUAAAUAAAUAAAAAACGAAAUAUACAUAUGUCCAUAAUUUUAUUAUUUAUAAACACGUAGACGUCAAAUAUAUAAAUAUGUAUAUAUUAAAAUUCUACAUGCGUAUUUAUGUAAUAUUUUUACCUAAUUAAGUAAUUUUAAUGAUUGCAAUUUGAGGGACCUGUCUGCCAACCCAGGCCGAAAGCCCAGAGAAUUUAAUUUGCUAGCACUGUGUUUAACUCUGUAACUUUCUAUGACUCCUUAAAACCUGUACAUGGGGGGAACUGUUUUACUCGGGUGACUUCGCUGAACACAAAUAUUAGUGUAUCAGAACAGUAAAACCUAUCGCAGCGAUGAUGUUGUCAGUGAAAGUGACGUUUUUUGCAUUUUCCACAAACAAACGGCACUUUCACUGAUGAUAUUAUUGCAGUGAUACAUUUUACUGUUCUGAUACACUAAUAUUUGUGUUCAGCGAAGUCUCAUGAGUAUAACAGUACCCCACAUGUAGAGGUUUUAUAGUGUUUGUGAAAGUUACAGGGUCAAAUAUAAGGCUUGAUUUUACUUUUUUAAAUUUUUUUUAUUGGUUAGGUUGCCUUUGAGAGCGUAUGGUAGCCCAUGAAUGAGAAUUAGCCCCAUGAUGGCAUACCAUUUGCAAAAGAAGACAACCCAAGGUAUUGCAAAUGGGGUAUGUUCAGUCUUUUUUAGUAGCCACUUAGUCACAAACACUGGCCACAGUUAGCGUUUUUUGCAUUUUAACACACAAACUAAUAUAAAUGCUAGCUUUGGCUAGUGUUUGUGACUAGGUGGCUACUAAAAAAAGACUGGACAUACCCCAUUUUGAAUACCCUGGGUUGUCUACUUUAAAAAAAUAUGUACAUGUGAGGUGUGAUUAGGGGAUUUAUGACAGAUAACAGUGUUGCAAUGUCACUAUUGAAAUUGAAAUUUAAAAUAUAUAUAUAUACUGAAACAGCAAUUUCCUACUUGUAUUUAUAGGCCUAUAACUUGCAAAAAAAAAAGCAAUAAAGCAUGUAAACACUGGGUGUUUUUAACCCCUUAAGGACUGAGCCAAAUGUACACGUUGUGAACGAAACAAAAUGUAAACAAAACCUGGCAUUUGCGCUACAUGUCUGUCCAACCGUAAUUCACCUCUUUCAUAGUAAAUGCACCCACCCUUAUUAUAUAUCAUUUUAUUCAGGGGAAACAGGGCUUUCAUUUAAUAUCAAAUAUUUAGCUAUGAAACAUAAUUUAAUAUGAAAAAAAUGGGAGAAAAUAAGAAUUGUAAAAAACUUUUUAGUUCAACAUGACAUUUUAACUGUCAAUGUCAUAAUACUGUUUGCUUUUACAGCAAUAAAAUACACAUAUUUGUAUUCAGCAAAGUCUCACGUGUAAAACAGCACCCCCUAUGUACAGGUUUUAUGGUGUUUUGGGAAGUUACAGGGUCAAAUAUAGCACGUUACAUUUGAAAUUGAAAUUCGCCAGAUUGGUUAUGUUGCCUUUGGGACUUUAUAGUAGCCAGGAAUGAAAUUUACACCCAUAAUGGCAUACCAUUUGCAAUAGUAGACAACCCAAGGUAUUGCAAAUGGGGUAUGUCCAGUCUUUUUUAGUAGCCAUUUGGUCACAAACACUGGCCAAAGUUAGCGUUAGUAUUUGUUUGUGUGUGAAAAAUGCAAAAAAUGCCAAUUUUGGCCAGUGUUUGUGACUAAGUGGCUACUAAAAAAGACUGGACAUACCCCGUUUGCAAUACCUUGGGUUGUCUACUAUUGCAAAUGGUAUGCCAUCAUAGGGGUAAUUUUCAUUCUUGGGCUACCAUAGGGUCUCAAAGGCACCGUAACCAAUCUGGCGAAUUUUAAUGUGAAACAAAUGAAACGCAAGCCUUAUAUUUGACGCUGUAACUUUUGAAAACACCAUAAAACCUGUACAUGAGGGGUACUGUUGUACUCGGGAGACUUCGCUGAACACAAAUAUUUGUGUUUCAAAACAGUAAAAAGUAUCACAGCAAUAAUAUCGUCCGUGUAAGUGCUGUUUGUGCAUGAAAAAUGCAAAAAACUUCACUUUUACUGGCGAUAUCAUCGUUGUAAUACAUUUUACUGUUUUGAAACACUAAUAUUUGUGUUCAGCGAAGUCUCCCGAGUAGAACAGUACCCCCCAUGUACAGGUUUUAUGGUGUCUUGGAAAGUUAUAGGGUUAAAUAUAGUGCUAGCAAAUUAAAUUCCCUAUACUUUCGGCAUGGGUCAGGCAGGUCCCGCUAAUUGUAAUUAAGAUACCUAAUUAUGUAAAACUAUUACAUAAAUAUAUAUGUAGAAUUAAUAUAUGUGUGUGUGUGUGUGUGUGUGUGUAUAUAUAUACAUAUAUAUAUAUAUAUUGAUAUAUAUAUAUUGAUAUAUACGUAUAUAUUUAUGUAUGUAGAUAUAUAUUAUUUCGUUCUAUGUGUAUUUUGAUAUAAAUAUAUUAUCACAAUACAGUUAGAACGAAAUAACACACAUCUAUAUAUUUUUAAUUUUUUGUAAUUUUAUUUUUUUACGUAUUUACAUAUUUAAUUUUUUUAUAUUAUAUAUAAAUAUAUAACAAUAAUUAUAUAUAUAUUUAAUUAGUAUCAGUCUACGUGUAAUUUGAUAUUAAUAUAUAUAUAUAAUUAUAUAUUAAUAGUAAAAUACACCUAGACAGUGUUUGUGUGUGUGUGUAUGUAUAUGUGUAUAUAUAUAUAUAUAUAUAUAUAUAUACUUAGAUCAUUAUAUAUAGAUAAUAUAUAUAUGAUCUAAGUAUAGAUUUUUUUAUUUUUUUUUACACUAAUACAUUUUAUUUUAAUUUUAUUUUCAGCCAGCAGGGGGACCACCUGUCAUUACAGGCAGCCCCCCUGCUGGCAAUGCAGGAGGCAGCCUACCCGACCAUGUGAUUGUGGGGUCCUCGCAAGGACCCCACUCUCACAUGGCCAGGGGGCUCCGGAGGAGAAGGAUCUACCGCGGGGGGGGCUCCCUGGGAGUCCUCCCCCACCGCGAUGCCGGCGACCGGGUAAGUUAACAAGAACCGGAGGACGUACAAUUACGCCCGGCGGCGUUUAGAGCCGCCUAAAAUAGGGCAUAAUUGUACGUCCUCCUGUCUAAAGGGGUUAAACUUGGGACAAAAUUUUGAAUCUAUUUAGCAGUUUUUUUUCAUUAGCUUUUGUAGAUAAGUAAAAUAUCUUUCAAGUAAAAGUCCAAAAACGUUUUUUUUUUUUUUCAAUUUUUCACCAUAUUUUAUUAUUUUUUUAAAAUAAAAUAUAUGACAUGAUACAAAUAAUGGUAUGUAAAGAAAGCCCUUCUUGUUCUGAAAAAAAACAAUAUAUAACUUGCAUGGGAACAGUAAAUGAGGGAGAAGAAAAUUACAGCUAAACACAAACACCACAAAAGUGUCAAAACUGCUCUAGUCCUUAAUAUACAAAAACAGGCCUGUCCUUAAGGGGUUAAAGGGCUGCAACGUCCCUGUUAAACAGUACUCAUUGGGUGGCUACAAGUGCUUUGGUCAAAUCACGGCGAAACACCAGUUUUUGUUCUUAAUAACACUUAUUGAGAAACACUGGUAACAAAUGUGACUUUUUAUUAACCUAUUGUAUACAGCUGCAGAAUAUGUUGAAGCGUAAUAAAUAUGUUUUUAGUAGCACUUUCUUAUGCAACCACAGGGAGGCCUAGAAUGACAAACUCCAGGCACUAUUUCCUUUCUGUGUUCUCUUUAUAGUCUAUUUUAGUAAGUGGUAGUGGGAGCCAACGCAUAUUGUUGGAAGACUUUGCAAGAUAUGCUUUUGGAUAGCUGCAUUACUGGGAGAUUUCCUGUGUUACAGCUUUCGCGUUCUUUGGUAUUCUGUAGCAUUAGCCUUUAGGUGUUUGUUUAUGUAUUUAUAUUAUAUUGUAUUUUAGUGUGUCUAUAUAUACAUGAUCAUUGUAAAUCUCCCAGGCUAAAUGUAACCAAGAGCAUUUUUACACUUUUCAUUUAACUGUUUGGAUGAUCAUUGUAAUAGAGAACAGUAGCAUAAUACAAAUAUGGGAUGUUUACAGUAGUCGGAUACAUGUGGUCUGUGAAUUUCCCCAAAGUAAGACAAAAAUCAAUGAAUUAGAUACUUUGACAUAGGUUUGUGACAAAAUAACUAAAUGAAGUGUCAAAAUGCUCUUAGUUACAUAGCCUUGGAGAUGUACUUUCUACAUAUAUACACUUUUGUGAAUACUAAUUGUAUGACAUGUCUGCUAAGAAAUACUGUUCAGAAGUACAUAGUGAGUUUGAUACCUGGCAUGUAUACACAUCAAGGAAUCACUGGGGACUUUCAUACUACAGUGAAUGAGGAUAGGAGUCUCUCCCCACCUUUGAAUGUUACCAAAUAUAUGGAACUAAACCCCUAGGGACAAAUACCCCUUUCAUAUUAAGUGCUCCCACACCUAUUAUAUAUCAUUUUGUUCAACAGAAACAGAGCUUUUAUUUCUCAUUACAUAUAUUUAUGUAUAAAACAUAAUUUAAUAUGCAUAAAAUCUAAAAAAAAAGUGUGAGAAUUUAAGAAAUUGUGUUAUUUUAUUCUGCAUGGCAUUUUAACUGUGAAUGGCAUAUUAAUGAUUGCUUUUACUGCAAUAAAAUACACAUGUGUUCAGCAGUGUCUCAUGAGUACAACAGUACCCCCCUUUGCAAUUACGGGUUUUAUGGAGUUUUGGAAAAUUACAGGGUUAAAUAUAGGGCUUUCACUUUUUCAGUUUAUACACACCUUUUCAGUUUAUACACCGUGAUUUAACUCUUAAAUGGCAUGAAACAUGAGAAGCAUGAUCUAUAAACUAAAACUGCUUCAUUAAGCUAAAGUUGUUUUGGUGACUAUAGUGUCCCUUUAAUACUUUGUUGUUUUCAAAUGUUUUUUUUUUUUUGGUUUUUUUUUGUGGACAUUCACAGACCAUGUUGUGUCCCACUACUGUAAACACCCCAUAUUUGUAUUCUGUAAAUGUUCUCCUUUAGAAUGAAAGCCCACCUUUUCCCCUAUUCACAACCAUAAUUCAACCCUAAAUCUUCCCCUACUCCAGGCGUUCCCAAUUAAUUUUUCCCAUGGAACUCUUUGACAUAGUGUAUCAACAUCGUGGAAUCCCUAACCCCUGUCCGGGAAAAGUGUGUGUGUGUGUGUGUGUGUGUGUAAACAUAUCUGACACACAGAUAAACACAUAUUGAUACAUAGUGUGUGUAUGUAUGUAUCUGUGUGUCAAGGUGUGUGUGUGUGUGAGAAUAUGUAUCUGACACACAGAUAUACACACACCUUGACACACAGAGUGUGUGUAUCUGUGUCAAAAUGUGUAUCCGUGUUUGUAUGUGACAGUGUGUGUAUCUGUGUAUCUGUGUGUGUGUGUGUGUGUGUGUAUAUAUAUGUAUUUGACAUACAGAUGCACACAGAUACACACACUCAGAUACACAUCUUAGAAACAUAGAAUGUGACGGCAGAUAAGAACCAUUCAGCCCAUCUAGUCUGCCCAAUAUUUUGAAAUACUUUUAAUUAGUCUCUGGCCUUAUCUUAACUCUAGAAUAGCCUUAUGCCUAUCCCACGCAUGCUUAAACUCCCUCACUGUGUUAACCUCUACCACUUCAGCUGGAAGGCUAUUCCAUGCAUCCACUACCCUCUCAGUAAAGUAAUACUUCCUGAUAUUAUUUUUAAACCUUUGCCCCUUUAAUUUAAGACUGUCCUGUUGUGGUAGUUUUUCUUCUUUUAAAUAUAGUCUCCUCUUUUACUGUGUUUUACUGGCAUCAUAUCCCCCCAGUCUCGUCUUUCCUCCAAGCUAUACAUGUUAAGGUCUUUUAACCUUUCCUGGUAAGUUUUAUCCUGCAAUCCAUGAAACUGCUUAGUAGCCCUUCUCUGAACUCCCUCUAAAGUAUCAAUAUCCUUCUGAAGAUUCGGUCUCCAGUACUGCGUACAAUACUCCAAGUGAGGUCUCACCAGUGUUCUGUACAAUGGCAAGAGCACUGCUCUCUUUCUACUGUUAAUACCUCUCACUAUACAACCAAGCAUUCUGCUAGCAUUUCCAGCUGCUCUAUUACAUUGUCUGCCUACCUUUACGUCAUCUGAAAUAAUUACUCGUAAAUCCCUUUCCUCAGAUGUUGAGGUUAGUGGGGUAUCAAAUAUCCUAUACUGUGCCCUUGGGUUUUUACGUCCAAGAUGCAUUAUCUUGCACUUAUCCACAUUAAAUGCCAGUUGCCACAACUCUGACAAUUUUUCUAGUUUACCUAAAUCAUUUGCCAUUUGGCUUAUCCCUCCUGGAACAUCAACCCUGCUACAUAUCUUGGUAUCAUCAGCAAAAAUACCUUACCAUCAAGAUCUCCUGCAAUAUCACUAAUAAAAAUAUCAAAGGUAAUGGGUCCAAGUACAGAUACAUGAGGUACCCCACUGGUAACUAGACCUUGCUUCGAAUAUACUCCGUUGACCACAACCCUCUGUUGCCUGUUAUUUAGCCACUGCCUAAUCCAUUCAACAAUAUUGGAAUCCAAACUUAAAGAUUGCAGUUUUCUUGAUGAGCCUUCUAUGUGGACCAGUGUCAAAAUCCUUACUGAAAUCUACGUAAGCAAUGUCUACUGCACCACCCUGAUCUAUUAUUUUAGUUACCCAAUCAAAAAAAAUCAAUAAGAUUACAUACAGUGACAUAUACACACACUUACGCACGCGCGCACGCACACAUACAAACACUCAGAUAUACACUGGCACACACAAACACACACACCAUUCUCUUUGACAGACCGACAAACACAUACAAACUCCCUAACAGACACACAUACAAUUUUCUUUUCUUUCUUUUUUUUUUUUUUUUACAUUUGACUCCACCCAGCCUCCUUACUUUUGGGAGUGCUGGCAUGGAGUCGCUAUGUCCCUGUAGUCUAGUGGGGCUGCCGAGCGGCUUGUGUGUGGUCCCUGGGGUCCAGUCGGGCUGCUGAGCGGCUGGUUUGCGGGCGGCGAGGGAGCCGUCAGCUCCCUCACGCACCUCUUAGUGAUGCCGGAGCCGGAGUGACGUCAUAUUCUGGCUCCGGAAUCACUGCUGUGCAUGCGAGUGAACUGAGCAGGGAGAUCACUGCUCCCUCGCCGCCCCGCGGCCAUUUUGUUUUUAGAAAUUUGGGCGGAACCCCAUUUUGUUCUUGCAGAAUACCAAUUGGGAAACGCUGCCCUACUCAUAAUCCUGCUCCUAAUUCAACCUCAGAGUGAUUUUAUGAGCACUCUGUACUGUAUGAUUGCAGCAUCAGAGUGAGAUCUCUCUCUCUCAUGCUGCAGCUCCAAGAACUGUGAUCGGUGCUGGGCAGCUGGCAAAGCCCAGCACAAAUCACUGGACGGAGGACACGUCAUCAUGGUCUAUUCAGACCCUCGAAGUCUCCCUGUUACUGGGGACAAUCUUAAAAUAACUGUUGCUGAGCACUGCAUAUAGCUCAUCUAUCAGCCUGACAGAGCCUCCUCUGACAAAGGGUACCUUCCAGUAUCAAAAAAUACUUGGGGCUUCCUGUUUUUAGUUUGGGGAGGCUGGGGACAAUUGCUUAGCCUCUCUAUUUUAAAAGACCAUGUGCAGCACUCCCUUAGAGCGCUACAUGUAACUUCUAUUACAGUCUGGGGCCACUAACUGUUCACCCUCUAAAUCCUUCACCUGUUGAAAGCAUUCAGAUACACUCUGAGUCAGUGAAACGGUCCAAUUAAAUGCUUCUUCUUAUGCAGUAAUUCCAAUGGGGUUGUAGAAACCAGCACAGGAGCUUAAAGGGACUCUCCAGUGCCAGGAAAACAAUCAAUUUUCCUGGCACUGCAGGUCCCCUCUCCCUCCCACCAUCCAUCCCAGGUUGCUGAAGGGGUGAAAACCCCUUCAGUAACUUACCUGAGACCCCCUGCCGAUGUCCCUUGGCGGUGGUUUCGGAGCCCCUGCUCCUCCCGCCCGCCGGCUGAGGAGGCAAUGCUGCGCAUGCGCAUUAGAGCUCUUCAUAGGAAAGCAUUGAAAAUGCUUUUCAAUGCUUUCCUAUGGGGAAUUGAGCGACGCUGGAGGUCCUCACACAGCGUGAGGAUGUCCAGCGACGCUCUAGCACAGAAAACCUGUGCUAUGAAGCAGGAAGUCCUCUCUAGUGGCUGUCUAGUAGACAACCACUAGAUGAGGCGUUAACCCUGCAAGGUAAUUAUUGCAGUUUAUGAAAACUGCAAUAAUUACAGUUGCAGGGUUAAGGGUAGUGGGAGUUGGCACCCAGACCACUAAAAUAGGCAGAAGUGGUCUGGGUGCCUGGAGUGUGCCAUUAAGCACUGGAUUUUUAGUGAAUUUAUUCUUUCAUUUUGACUUUAUAAUGGGAGAGACUCAAACAGAGAUGCCCAAUAGGGCAUGCUAAACAAAACAAAAAACAAUACACUUAAGCCCUUAAGGACCAAACUUCUGGAAUAAAAUGGAAUCAUGACAUGUCACACAUGUCAUGUGUCCUUAAUGGGUUAAAGCUUAGGAGCAACCCUUUAACCCCUUAAGGACCAAACUUCUGGAAUAAAAGGGAAUUCUUUGUUAUUGGUACAGAAACCAUAAAUAUUGAAGACAUUUUGCUGGCUUACCACUUGGAGACUGCUACCUGCUGAUUGUGAUGCUCUGAAAAUGGGCAAAAGGCCCAAGGAGUUUCAUUCCAGCAUACCUGUAGCCCAAUUUUUAUGGGGUGGCAUUUAGUAUAAAACUGCAUUCAUCUUUACAGUUAACAUGUCUAUUUUACAACAUUCAUGUUGUCACUGAAUUUGAAUGUUUCAUUUUCAUAAUAAAACAAAUAAGAAAGGUCUACUUAAAAUGCCUAAAGCUGUACUCCUCCAGCUGCCUACACGUAGUUAAAAGGAGGAGGUUCCAUAAUUUUAACUCCUUUACUCCCAUAAGGAAGCCCUCUCCAGAUUGUAGUGCAUUGCAUGCAUUUCCAGUAGUGAAGAGUUAACCAAAAUUAACUUCCUUAAUAAAGGCGUGUCGGGUGGUUUCCUGUUUUUGUACUUAAUGUCUGAUGGAGGCACCUCUCUUUCAAACACUUCCAGUGCUGCACUAGUGGAGAAACAAUAGCUGAAUGACCUCAGAUCAAGGCUGCACCCAAGAUCAUUUCCUGUUUUGCCUUCUAAUGGGGAUAGUCUUAAGUAUGUGUUAAUGUCACCCUUCUAGCCAGCCUGUAGUUAAGUAGGGGUGUUGUCAUGAUACAGCUUUAUUGACAUAUCAUUUUAGGAAUGGUAAACAUUCUCUUUUGAGAUAUGUACUUCCGAAUGCCAGCCACUCAUUAUUUAUUUCGUUUCUGUUUGGAUAAUGCUCUUUGUAUCUGUAGGCUUAAGUAAAAUAGGAGGCCUCUGGCUUUUUUUUUAAUUAAUUUUUUUGCAGUGCAUUUAAAGUAUACAAAGUAGCUGGAGGUAUCCCAACGGCAGUCCUCUAGCUGCGUAACAGAAGUGGUAUUUGCUAGACUAUGCACAAUUUUAUAUUAUAAGUGGAGUAAUAAUAACAUGCCGUGGUACAGUAUGAGUGUAUUGUGCAGGUGCUAAGCUGCAUAUGCCGAUGAAUGCAAAAGUUAUGUUUAGAGCUGACAGCGUGUGGUGUAGCAUGUGCGAGGUAAGCAAACAUUUUAUGUCCUUGCAUAGAUAGAUAGAGAUAUAUAUAUAAAAUAUAUAUAUAAUAUAUAUCGAAUGGGUGUUAGGCUAUAUAUGCAUAUGCAGGUAAGAGUGAUGUUUAGGGCUGGCAGCUUGUGAUAUAGCAUGUGUGAGAAAAAUAAGUGGUAUGAUAAGUCACUGUGGUCAAGGAUCAGCCCAAGGGUCGUACAGUCCAUCAAGCCACACCGUCUCUUUUGUGGGGGGGAGCUCGGAUCCUGGCAGAGGGUAGUCUGGUAAGUUUUCUUCAUCCGAUGCCUCUUUUCCAGUGGUUGUGAAGGCUUAUGCGUGGGUCUCUGCGUUCCGCUGUCGUGCCAGUGUGUGAAAGGAUGUCCCCCCAGGCAGGUGUGCAGGCCUGCGUUCCUUGGCCACAAACUCUGUCACCUCUGGGGCCCGAGUUUUCUCCUCUUGGGGGAGUAACGGAGGAUCUGGAGGUCAUCUGUUGCUUGCGUCUGGUUUGCCUCCGAAUGUGUGGGCAAUGCGUCCAGGUUCUCCGCCCAGUGGCCUGCAGCCCGGGAAGGCCAGGUAGAGUGUGGGUGCGUGGUCGUGGUUGCUUUGUGCCCAGAGGCUUGCCUCUCACCCCCUGCUGGCUGCGGUUCCGCUCACCUUCCUGCUUCGGUUUGGGCCACUGCCUGUCUCGCUUCUCAAGUUUGUUCCAAAAUUGCUGUAAGAGCGCCUCUAUUCUCUGCGAGAGAUCAGGCUGGUGCUUUGUAGGCAGCAUGGUCUGCUAGCGCGUCAAGCAGCUCCUCGUCAUCUUGGGUGCGUUUUGUACAGGUUUGUCCCUUUUCGUUUCGGGCUCUGGCUUGUGGUGAGGUCUUAGCUGGCUGCCCCUGAUGUCCAGUGGGGACUGGGAUAUCCCCCACUGGUCCAUAGGGGGGGGGGAUAGGAUACAGGUGUUCCGUGGGUGCCAUGCGUGGCUUUACUGUCGGGGAGAGCAGCCUCCUCUCCCUGGUGCUGGCUCGGUUAGGCCCCAUUGACUUUUGAGGGAUCCCGGGGUGUGUGUAUGUCGUGUUUUUGGGGUCAUUAGCUGCCCCCGGAAUUCUCCUACUUGCUGCUUGCCUUUCUGCAGUUUUCUGCUUUGAUUUUCGGGGUGUUUACCUCUUGAUUAGGUCGGUUUGGUUGGGAGCUGUUUCCCGGUGCGUGUGUCUCGCUCGGCAGUUAGGCUCCGCCCCGGCCUCGAGCAUUUUAAAUGUUGCUUGAUCAAAGUGGAUCGGACAUUAAACUUUUCUUACUUAAUUGUUCUUACUUAAAGCAAUAUUCGCAUAUAGAUACAAUAUUUCUAAUGUGCAAAUAAGAAUGAAUGUUUUUUUGAGACCUUCCUGAUAAUGCCAAGUGCCCACUAUGUGCAGGGUAAGUAAUGGUUAGUUAGAAAACGUUUUGCUGAACCAACUGUAAAAAUAAUUAUCGCAAGGUAUGGAUAGCUUUUAAGAUGUGGUAUAAUGGUUAGUAGGAAAUUCCUGAUGACUAUUCUUUCCUUUUUAAGUGAAAAAAAUGUAUAUUAAUUAUUCCAAAGCAUUUACUUUGUGAUGUCUGGAGUUUAACCAAGGACUCCUCUAGUGUGUGAUUUAUUUAUUUUUUUUUUAAUUUAUUUUUUUUUGAUCCAAGUUAGGCCUCUGGUCGAUGGGUCUGCCUCUAACGUGCACAAGUGGCAUGAUGAUCUCAUGCAAAAGUAUAUGGCUUUUUUUUUUUUUUAAAUCAAACUUUAUGAUCCAUUCUUCGCAAAACUGGUUUUCGUUUUUAUCUUUAACUCUGUUUUUCUUUUCAGCUUGCAAAUGCUUAAACCUUGUUGGAGUGCUAUAUUUAGAACAAAACACUACCUCCAGCAUACAUUUUGUUAAUGAACAUGACAAAAUUGGUGGUGGGCAGACUUCAGGACUCCUAUAAAUAAUAUUGCUGACAUUAUAGCUUUUUUUUUUUUUUGUUUGUUUGCUUUUUAAUCUUUUGUACAGCGCUGCAGGGUUUCAAAAUGCGGUUUACCAUGCUUUUGCUGUUAAUAUGGCACAACAGCAGUGCACUGGGAACGAGAUUGACUGACUAAAGAAGCUGGCUUUACUAUAUAAACUCUCUGUGAUGUGUGCACUUUGCAGUCUUUUUACCUACCCGAGAACGGUGUGUCCAUUCUGCGGUGGUCCAUAUUGGCAUCCAUUAAGGCAUCCACUACUAUAAAAAAAUCUUCAUUGUUUUAUAUAUAUAUAUAUAUAUAUAUAUAUAUAUAUAUAUAUAUAACACUCCUCGUGUCCUGCACUCACUGCUCCCGGUCUUGUAAUCCCUUGGUGCUAAUCCUGGCCAUAAUAUAGAAUACCUUGUAGGAAAGCACUCAAGUCUUGAUAAAAGUCCAGAUGGGACUGAAACGUUGACACUUUCUACUUGAAAUUCUUGCUGCAAUAAAGAAGCACUAUUUUUGAACCAUAUCAAGUCCUGUGAGUGCCUUCCUACAAGGUAUUAUAUAUCUCUAUCUAUCUUGACAAUGGCAUUUAGAAUAAAGAUUUGGGCAUACAUUCUAUCCAGAAAUAUCACAACAUUUGUAUUCUUAGUUCCUAAGAGUGGCAAAUCUGUGUCACUGAGUAAAAAUCACAUGUUGGUGAUGAACUUGUGACUGGUUAAUGGAAGAAUCACAUGACCAGAAGGAAACUCCUUUAUUAGCUUUUACGCUGACAGCUGCUAGAUGGUGUUUUCUUUGUGAGUACAGAGUCAGACUCUGUUCUUGAUACUCCAUAUCUGCUGGCAAAACCAGCAAGCUCACUAGCCAAUCAACAGUGGUCGGCACAAGCAGGGCUGCCACCAGAAAUUAUGGAACCCCUGAUGCAGCUCAAGGUCUGGGCCCCCGGGCCCCACCCACAUAGCCCACCCCUGAGUCAGCCCACAUGACUCUCCCCUAAAUCCACUCACAAGGCCCAUUUUGAGUCCACCCACAAGAAUGAAGUGUGUGUGUACUGAAUUUGUUUGUGUGUGUAUAGUGGCUGUAGAAUUUGUAGUGGAUGCAAAGUGCGUGAGUAAAGUGGAUACAGUGUUUAUAGUGGAUUCAGAUUGUAUGUUUGUAUAGUGGAUGAAUCGUGUGUAUAGUGAAUGCAGUGUGUGUUUGUGUAGUGGAUGUAGUGCGUAGUGAAUGCUGUUUGUGUAGGUGAUGCUGUGUGUAUUUAGUGGGUGGUGUGUGUGUGGUUGUGUAGUGGAUGAAUUUUGUCUGUUUGAUGUAUGUGUGUGGUGGAUGUGUGACAAAUGCUGCUGGGGUUUUUGGUUUUUUUUUGCUGUUGAAUUUUAAUAAUUUUUUUUUUUUUUUUUUAUGUAUUCCCCCCUCCCUGCCUUUUAACUGGUAGCCAGGGAGGGGGGGGACACUGGAUUCCCUGGUGGCUUGGUGGCUCAGCUUGUUGGGCCAGCAUAGAGGGGCCCAGCAGACUCAAUCUUCCCCCUCGUGCAGCCAGUGCUCUAUUUCUGUAGCAAGCCCAGCAUGCAUUGCGUGCCGCGGAGCGUUGUCAACCGGCGGCAAUGCUUCACAGCCGUGGCUAGCAAAAGUGCCGGAGGGGAAGGUCCGUGUGUCCUGGGCCCUGCUUGGAAGCAAAGUACUCACUAUGUAUAUAUAUAUAUAUAUAUUGAAGGGCCGGGGGCCCGGGCACGCAUUGGAUUACCUGUGCAGUCCGGGCCACCCAGGAUCCUGCAUCCUGUAUAAUCUGCAUCAGUAACUUAGUUUGUGGGAUUUGAGUUUAGCUAAUCCUUAUGUUAAAACCAUGAUUUGACAGAUCGUGAUCCAGCUUUUCAUAUUGAUUAUUCACUGAGAAGCUUCAUUUAUUUAUGAAAUAUUUUACGAGGAACAUUGACAUUUCUCUUGUUUUCAAGUGUGUCCUGCAUUAAUGCUGGUCAGAUGUCGGGCAGGUCAACUAAGAAAUGUGAUUUCAUACCAAUGGUGUCAAACUGAGUAUCUUCAGAUGAUCUUGGGCUACGACUUAAGUGAGGGAGGACUUAGUUUGCACAACUGUUCAAUAGGGAGAAUCAAACCACUGAUUAAACAGCUUGUAUUGCUUAUGACAAUAAAUGUAAUUUCUCCCUCACCUGUACAUAACAUUGCAAUGUCUGAACUGUUUAUACCAUGAAAAAUUGAACAGUUUUUGCUUUUCAGAUCCGUUCUCCUUUUUUGUGGCCAAGGUGUGAAUAGUUUGAGAUUUCAGAAUGAGUGAGUUGGAGCAGUUACGGCAAGAAGCAGAACAGCUUCGGAAUCAAAUCAGAGUAAGAACUGGACUCACUACUUGUCUGGAUAACCUACCUCAGCACUCCCUAAUAAUGUGAAAGUCUUAUUUAAGCAUUAUCAGUAUGGUCAAGAUGGGGCCGCCCAUGAGUGCAAGAAUUAGCUGUAGUGGUUAGUUUGCUUAUAGCGUACUGUAAUAUGCAUGAAAUAAGUUAUCCAGGUUUAGCAUUCUACAUUGUUAAAUAUUGCAUAUAUCACAGUGUCUCAGCACUCCUUUUAUAUGUUUAAUGAGAGAACAGUAAUUGGCUGGAAUUUUAAGCCACGUCCUUGUAGCUAUUAUAUUGGGCAUCUUCAUUGAAGAGUUUUAUUUAUGUAUUAAUUUUGCCCUUUUAAAAUGUUCCCUGCAUAGUACAUUAGCAGAAUGCAGGAGGUGGUGUCAGCAGAAGCAUGGAAUGUCCCUAGAGUUCAUACCUGUUAAAACGUAGUACAGCAUUAUUUUAUUAUGUUUUAAGCAACCACAACUGUUGUUUAGCAAAUUAUUUCAGUAAAUUCUUUGGGGGCUUAAAAGCAUUCCUAUCCUACAAAGAGAUUUUCAAUAAAUGUGCUGUUGAUUGACGUUUCUGUGUUCUCUGUUAUGUUUGCUGUUUAUCUAAUAAAAAUUAUUUAAAAAAAAUAUAUAAACACUUAUGUAUUGUUUUUUGUUUUGAAUGGGUAACUGUUUUGUUUCUUCCAUAGGAUGCCCGGAAAGCAUGCAGCGACACAACACUUGUUCAGGUAUACAAUGUUUUUUCCAUUUGCAUGGAAGUCAUGUGUGAUGUUUAUGUACAUUUUCCUUUUCUCAUCAUGCCUUUAUUUCAGUACAUAGUGAGUGCAUGCUGUCUUCUUUUUCAUAUUAGAUUACCACAAGCUUGGACUCAGUAGGUCGAAUCCAAAUGCGAACACGUCGCACACUGAGGGGCCACUUAGCUAAAAUCUAUGCCAUGCAUUGGGGGUCAGAUUCCAGGUAUGUAAGUAUGGUGUCUCAUUUGCUGCCCCCUUCCUCACUCAAUGUUUUUAAUGUGGUAUUUCAAUUACUUUAGCUUAUAAUUAAUUUUAAAAAAUCUAUAAAAUCAAUUUACAUUUAGUAGCUUCAGCUACUUUCCAGUUUCCCUUUGUAGCUUCAGCUACUAUCAAGGGUAUGAUUUGCUAGUUGCUACAUCAGAUGCUUGAAAUAAUUGCAACAGUAAGCUCUAUUGAUAAUUCUUUGGCAAUUGUUUUCAGUAGGCACUGUUAAUAACCAUUUCCUUUGGUAGUCUUUCAGUGUUAGUCACUAAAGUGAGAAUUGUCUGGAAUUCAAAGUGAAUUUCAAAUUUAAAGCCAAAGUAAGUUUAGAAUUCAAAGCCAAAGUAAUGAAAGCAUAGCUGGUUUUGAAAAGUAUUCCAGUUUGGCUAUUUUGGGCUUAAAUGAAAAAAGAUUUACUUUGAAUUACUAACAAAUUCGUGAUUUUUACCAGGAACCUUUAAGCAAUAAUUAAAGUACUUGUGGUGGUUAAGUGCUGUUGGUAGAGGUUUUCUGUAAAUGCCAUAGGUAGUUAGUCAUAGCUGAUAUUUUAUCUGUAAGAUAUGGCUUGUACUUUUGGUAAUCUGUGUUACAAAAGUUUUACUAACCUGCAAAAGUAUGUCUCAUACUUUCUCCUACAGAUACUUGAUGACAAUCAUUGAAUUUAGGUUGUGUUGUGAGCUUCAUUGAGUAAACAACUUGAUUAUUUGUGUUUUAGGCUAUUAGUCAGUGCCUCUCAAGAUGGAAAAUUAAUUAUUUGGGACAGUUAUACAACAAAUAAGGUAAAGUAAAAUUAUUUUAUUUUGAUAUGUAAUGUUUUUAGUACGUAAUACUAGAAGCACCAGGUGAAACUGUGGAAAUUAACACGCUUCUGUUAGACAUAAUGGGGAGAUUUAUCAAGGCAAAGUGCUAAUUUGGGGGAGACAUUCCAUGGUUGGCACUCUGCCCUAGAAUAGCACUUAUUUUUGCUUUGAUAAAUCUUCCCCCAUGUGUUUCAUGUCAAUUAAAAGUCUCAGUAGUAUAUUGUAGUGUUGCUCUAAACCAGGCUUCCCCAAACUCUGGCCCUCCAGAUGUUGCUGAACUACAACUCCCAUGAUUCUGGAAAACCAUGAAAUGUCAAACAUUCUUUAGGUAAUUUCAAAAUUCAGGCUAGAAUAGCAGAGUUUAGCAGUUUUAAGUUUCUUUUAAAUUCAGGUGUGAAAUCCUGACAGCUCAGUUUAGUAAAUAGCUGACUCAUUUUAGUAAUAUGUUUAUUAUUCAAAUUAUUAUAUCCAGCCUUGAAUGCAUCCUAUCAACAAAGUAUUGAUUGAGCUUUUGCUAGGACACAAUUUGGCAUGCUAUAGAUUAAAAUGCACAGUAAUUAACUCACAAAAUGCAAUAACAUUAAAGGAGCACUAUAGUGCCAGGAAAACAAACUCAUUUUCCUGGCACUACAGGGUCUUUCGGUCCUCCCCCCCCACCCUCAUGGCCCCUCUCCCGCCGGGCUGAAGGGGUUAAACACUUACCUUUCUCCAGCACCAUGCUCCCUUGGCGCUGGGGAACUCUUCUCCCUCUUCUGACGUCAACUUUGAAUGCGCAUUCGCGGCAAGAGCCCCAAGCUCAUUCAAACAGUCCAUAGGAAAGCAUUUCUCAAUGCUUUCCUAUGGACGUCAGUGUCAUUUCACUGAUUUUUCACAGUGAGAAUCGCGGAAGCACCUCUAGCGGCUGUCAGGGAGACAGCCACUAGAGGCUGGGUUAACCCUCAGUGAAACAUAGCAGCUUCUUUGAAACUGCUAUGUUUACAGCUGCAGGGUUAACACUAGAUGAACCUGGCACCCAGACCACUUCAUUGAGCUGAAGUGGUCUGGAUGCCUAUAGUGGUCCUUUAAAAAGAUAAUUGAAAAGAAUCAUAUGUACAUUUAGACACAUUUGGUUCUAUAUAGGUGAGUGCCAUUCAGGUGCUAUAGUUGUGUCCAACACAUUUCUUACCUGUCUGCUUGCAAAUUACAAUAUGCUUGCCAAUAUUACAAUGUGAGAGUAGGGGGAAAAUGACCCGUGAAAAGCUGAUCACACAACCUGGAGCUCAUACUUAGAGGGAAUGGUGAAGUAUAGAAAAAUAAAAUACCACAAAGAACAAUCAGAAAUGGAAAAAUGCAUAGAUAUGUCAUGUAGUCCUAAAAGUAAAGAAAAAUAAUUAUCUGAAAAUAAGCCAGUUAGUACAAAGUGUAAUAUACUGGGAAUAAAAUAUGUGUAAAAUUCACAUAAUAAACAAAGAUCUGUAUAUGUAGUCCAAUAGAAUAGUCCCACAGUGUAGCAAAAUCAUAGCAUGUGCUAAAUAUUCUAGUAUCGCCAAACAAAAUAUGGAGGGUACAGCUAAUUAUCUACAGAAAAAAGUAGCAUAAUAAUGUAAUACAGCAAAAGGUUUAAUAAUUAUGCGCCAGAAUUUAUUGUGCACACACAAGAUGACUUUUAAAAUCACCUUAGGAUGUCUCCCCUUCGAUCGUCUGGAAUAUACCAAGAGGAAGCUGCUAUACAUUAAUUUAGGAUAAGUAACUACUCUGACUUACACACUAUUCUAUACUGGUGUAGGUUUACUUUUUGCUAUAUACUUAAUAUUCUAGUACCCUGCAGGAGCAAUCAAUAGAAGUACAGAUAAUCAUCUCAGUAAUAUAAUUCAACUUUAUAAGUAAAUUAGGUAGUGAAGCUAAUGCACAGUUAAGAUCUGCAAAACAAAAAGCAGAGGGGACACCAUGUACUCCGAUGAACCGCUCCAAUUUAUUAAGAUAAAUUAAAAACACUCAAAGUAUUAAGCAUGAAAUUGUACCUGUCAGGGAUUAAAUGUUCUGCUACCGGCUUCCUCCUCUCUGCGCCAGUCCAGAAUCCAGAGGGGUGAGCAAUUAGCAGUCAGUCUGAAACUGGUGUGCGUUCUAGGACUCGGUCUCACUGCUGUGACCUCAGUCUGGUGAACGGUGGUCCGUUGAACAGUACAACAUUUCAAACAUUGGACGUUGCGAACUCUUUGUACUUGUGGCAAACUGUAGAAACUACGAACUCCUUGCCCUGUUCUGUGUGACUUUCUAUUGGACUGUAUAUACAGAUCUAUGUUUAUUCUGUGAAUUUUACAGUUUUACCUUCUGUAGUUUUUUUGUUUUUUUUAAAUAUAAUUUUACACAUAUUUCAUACCCAUUUUUAUUCCCAGUACAUUACACUUUAGACUUGCUGGUUUAUUAUAAAAUUAUUUUUUUACUUUGUAGGUCUAUUUGUUUUGACAUUUCUUAUUCUACUGUAUUUUUGCUUCCUCAUUUCCUAGAGUUAUCAGCUGCCAGUUGUGUGAUACAUUUUUCACGGGUCAUUUUCACUUUGCUUUAUUUAUUUCAAGGUAUUGUAUGGUUACCUUCAGUCCAGUUUUACAUUGAUAUUUAGUAAGCUUUCCUCAUAUCUCCCCAUGGUUUUUUUUAUUGAAGGGUGUGUUCAAGCAAUGUUAAACAUUGACAAGUAAAUUGCAAAUUGAAGACUAAUUAGUCAAAUUGGGAACUGUAUCCAUUUCCUCUAUUUAUCCAUCUUCUCCAUGAUUUGCAAUUUCCUUGUCAGUAUUUUUACAAUAUUCAAAUUACAAGUUAAUUCUAGUUUUGGAUGCUAAAAGGGCGCAUCCAUUUUUUUUCUUAAACACUAGGUACAAAAUGAACGGAUGGCCUGGAUAUAUUUAUGAUUAUUUUUUGGAAUUAGAUUAUCGCAAAUUAAUAGCAAUAUCAAUGCAUGCUGAGGGGUGCAUUCAUUUAUUCUUAAAUACUGGGUGCAAAUGGAGUAUGUGAUCGCUACAUAUUAAGUAUCAUCCAGGAAAAAAAUAAUGUCCAUUCCAAUUUCAUUUGUUGAAGACUAAAAGCAUAAAAUAAAAUGGAAACAUUGACUAGAGGACCAACUUGAUUUUCACUUUUUUUUAUUUAUUUUAUUUACUUACACUAAUCCUGUAUUUGUUUGCUACUGAACAUGAAGUCAUUUUAUAAACAAACUAUUCACCCAUACACACAACCCUACUAUAAGGAACAAUAAAACUUAUCAAAGUAAAUGGCAGUUUAGUUGUCUUUGUUUCUAAGUUAUCAUUGUCCCAUUGUUUGUCUAAAGAUGCAUGCCAUUCCGCUGCGCUCCUCAUGGGUGAUGACUUGUGCCUAUGCACCAUCUGGAAAUUACGUUGCAUGUGGAGGAUUAGACAACAUCUGCUCCAUUUACAACUUGAAAACAAGAGAAGGCAACGUGCGAGUGAGCAGGGAACUGCCAGGGCACACAGGUGAGGCAGUGCAAUAUUGGAGAGCAAAUCAUGCACAAUAUUUUUAUUGUUCUCUCUCUCUUCCUUCUUUUUUAUUUUUUUUUUAGUGUUUCUUCUUCUUAGUCAUGACAAAAGAAAAACUGAGAGCCUAAUUUACCACCAUGAGCAAGUGUGAAUUCACCUAAUUACAAUAACAAGUCAAGUAAUUGGGGGGGGGGUAAAAUUAUGCGUGUUUAAUACUUCAUAUUAUCCUUUGCAGAAUUGCUCGAUGCUUUAGUGUUAAUCAUAAGAUUGCCUGUUUUUCAUCAGAGUUGGCCACUGCAGUGAGUGAGUCGGAACCUCUAUAGUAAUGCCAUAUAAACAGACUCGUCGCUACGAACAUAUAUCAAAAACAUGUUUUUAAUUGCCACUUGUUGGCUAAAGUGAAUUUGCAUGAUUGCUAUGCAUAGCUUGCUCAGACUGUUCAAGGCAGUCUCCUACACUUGCAGGAGCUGGUCAUGAGCACAUAUACACACACAGACACUCCAGAAUUCCAUGCCCGGCUCACAGCCCAGUUACUGCAAGGGAAGGAAACAGACUUAAAUGGCAGAAGAGUGCUUGAAGGGAUCAGUGGGGAGGUUAGACUUCCCCUUUUGGUGUUGAUGUGAAGGAGGGAGAGCUUGGGUGAUGGAGCUUAAGAUACAAUGUCAAAACAGAUGAUUUAAAAGCUUAGGAUUCCUAGCACCACAAUUGAUACACAGAGGUUUUGUGGUUGGAUAUAGAUGUUAAAAAAUAAUUAAAUAAAAUGUGAUUAUCUAUGUAGAUAGAUAUAUAUAUAUAUAGUUUUGUUUAUUUAUUUAGACGUUUUUCAUGAAACAUUUCCAAAUACAUUUGAAUGACGUAUUGCCAAUUCUUUUUCUUGUUUUUGUCAGGAUACUUGUCAUGCUGUCGCUUCCUAGAUGACAACCAGAUUGUAACAAGCUCAGGAGAUACAACUUGGUAAAUAUACUUUUAUUAUCACUUUCCAGAGUAGAUCUGAUACCAAAUUACACCCUUCAUCAAAAUACACCUCUGAUUUGUACUCUCAGACCUUUCCUUCAUAUUUGUCAUGCCUGACAUUUUCACUUUGUGAAAAGUCGUAAAUCUUUAUGUAUUUAUUUUAGAUAUAUCUAUAGAUAUAUAGAUAAUAUGUAUAUAUGUAAAAAAACAGAUACAAUUCGUAUCUUGUAAUACAUUUUUUAUUGGAAUUAAAGAAUUUUUUAAUGACAAGCUUUCGGGAGAACCUCCCUUUCUCAAGUCUAACGCAUUUCUCAGCAAGCCGACACAUAGUAUUCAAAGUUGAGUUGUGAGUGCAGAUAAGACACAGGAAUGUUAGAAAAUAGACACCAUUCUUGCAGAGGGUCAUAACUAUCUUUCUGAAGAUCAGAGUGAGUGGGAAGAGGGAGAAAAAAAACGUGCAGAAGAUGGUACACUUUAUAUACACACACACAUAUAAAUGUGUAUAUGCAAACGCAUAAACACGUGAACACACAUACAUGCACAUGAACUCAUAAACACAAAUAUAAAUGCACAGUCACAUAUAUAAGCAUACAUGCAUAAGAGUAUGGGAAAGCAUAGGUCUACACAUAGCACUUAUGAAGCCAAUGAUUUGUGGUUCCUGAAAUAAUCCUUCUUCUCACUUCGGAACCCACUUCUACUUCAAUAUUCAGUUUUGUGUGUUUAGUGCACUGUUAAUUAUUCCUCAUUAUGGCCAGUAAUAACUCCAUUAGAUAUACACUGGUCCAUUACACUGAAAUUAUUGAUAAUGGGCGAUCUCUUAUAUGUGUAGAUUUGAGAAUACAAUUUGUAUGUAAACAAAUUAGUGUCCUGGAUAUUUGUAGUAGACAUCAUGUUUGCAGUUUGCAGGAGUGGGGAUGUGAGAUGGUUUCAUUGUGCCUAUUAGUAUUUUAGUAAACAUCACAUAACAUUGGUUACCUCUCUUCACACUGUGGAGAUUGAAUAAUGACUAGUCCUGUAUGCCCUGACAUCCUCUUAGUCACUUAAUGGAUGCCAGUACAAAUAAAAGCACAAAGUGUCCCUCAGCACUCACAAACGCGAGUGUAAAUGGUUGAGACCCUGAAUAGUUAGCAUUUUGCCCCUUCGUUAAACCUUGCCUUAUUGCCAGUUUGCAGGAAAAACUUGUAUUGCUAUUGGUUAUUUAUUUCUAAAAUAUUUUACUAGGAAGGAUACAUGUUUUCCUCAUUUUCAAGUAUGUCCUGGGUCCACAAAACAUUGCAUCGUUACAAUAGGGUACAAUAUUACAAAAAAAUACUGUGUGUGUGUGUGUGUGUGUGUAUGUAUGUGUAUGUGUAUGUAUAUAUAUAUAUAUAUGUAUAUGUGUUAGGAAAAGCACUCCAGGGACUUAAUUUAAAGGGUGAAAAAUAAACUAAACUUUUAUUCCGCAACUGCCACGAGUGAUCAAUGUUUCAGUCCUAUGUCAGGACUUUCGUUAUAAUAUAACACACAUAUAGUGUUCCAUCCAUCCAUUAUAUACUGAGAACAUGAAAAAUGUAUUUAUUCUAAAUUGCUCAGUGUCUACAUUAGAACUUGUAUAUGUGUAUAAAUUAAAUUCCCUUCUUAUAUAAUUGUAUUUUAAACGGUAUGUUGGAAAUGAAUAAUACAUGCAAUGUCAAAUAACAUGUAAGUCAAUGACAACUGUUGGGUGGACGAUCCUAUAUCAAAGUCUGCAUUCCCAUUUUCUACAUAUGCAUCCUACUUAUGUUUUCAAAGGUUUUGUGAAGAAUUAAGAGGAAUGAUUACAUGACUUUACUAAUUUAGUUAUUUUAUUACAAUAUAUUUAUGGUCAUUAUCAAUAAUCCAGUAAUUGAAACAUUUGUUCUAGUCUUUAAAACAAGCUUACAGCAGUCUGGACCCUGAAUGGAGUGCCACUGGGCACUAUAUACAGUUAUAUUUAUUAUCUUAAAACCGUCCUGGUUAAUCUGAUAAACAUAGUGGUCUUUUCUUGUCUUGCAUUCUGCCCCUUGCCUUCUCUGGUUUCUGUGUCAAUAAACUGUUAAAAGGACACUAUGCACUGCAGCAACUGCUUCAAUUCAUUGAAGUAGUAUUGGUAUCUGGAAUCAUCUGCCUCCAGCUUCCAUGCAGUAUUAAACCAUCUUGAUUAGUUUAACGCUUAACAGCAAUCCUAAUAAAAAGUAUUAGCCUGGUUGGUGAUAAUUGGCUGAGUCUCAGCUGACCACUUUCAGCUUAUCAUUGCUGCCCAUUGUGUUCUGAAUUGGCAUGACUAAUGAAAUGUUUAAUGUCUGCUUUAGCCAAACCUCCAGUUGGGAUCAGGUUGUUGGCAGCUCGUGAUUCCUAUUUAGUGUUGAAUCUGAUUGAAACGAUUUAACAUUGAAUGGAGGAACAGCACAAAGGGACUCCAAGCACUAUGACCAAGUCAAUGAGAUUACAUAGCUAUAGUGCCUGUUGUGCUUCUUUAAGGGAAUACAACAUCUCAAUUCAGAAUCCUUUUUAGUAAUAUAUUAUAUGGAUUACAUUAUGCUUGAUCAUUGAACCUUAUUAAUUACAAAAGUUUGUGAAUUUUAAAACAUUUUUAGUUCACAAAAGAGAAAGCUUGUUGAUAUAGUUUCAUUGUAACUGUUCAUUUCCAUAAAUAAUUUUAGAUGACUAUAAUAAACAAACACUUGCUGUGCAAAAUCGUUGAACUGCAGUCCUCCAGAUGUCUUACUGCAGCUUCCAACAUGAAUGAACUGCAGUUCCAUAGCUAUGUCUUGGGCUUUGCAUAAGUACAUUAUUAAUAUAUGCUGAAUUUUUUUUCCCUUUCUGUACAGUGCUCUAUGGGACAUAGAAACUGGACAGCAGACCACAACCUUCACAGGACACACUGGAGAUGUGAUGAGUUUGUCUCUUAGCCCUGACAUGAGAACUUUUGUUUCCGGUGCUUGCGAUGCUUCUUCUAAACUGUGGGAUAUCCGCGAUGGCAUGUGCAGGCAGUCUUUCACUGGACAUGUGUCCGAUAUCAAUGCAGUAUGCGUAAGUAUGAAGUAUUUAUGUGGAAGUUAUUACUGUGUGAUAAGCAUGUUUUUGAUGUUCUUAAUUUUAGUUUAUGUUGUCAUAAGAAUCCUUAUGGAAAAACUAAAAAGUAACAGUGCUGUUGUAAGUGAAUGAAUCCCAGCACCUUAAACAAUGCUAACAAUGUACAGUUGUACUCAACUUCAAUUGAAAAUCAGGUUGUUUGUCAAAAUUUACAAACUUUCAGCUGUUUGCAAUGAGCAAAUUAAAACACAAGCCGUUGAACUAGCUCAACAAAACAAUGCUUCAAUUGGUUUCCCAAAAUUCAACUGAAAAUGAAUGACUUCUCCAGUCUCAAAAUUAUUCAACCCCCCUGAAUAGAAACCCUCUCAACAGCACACAUACGCAAAACAGGUGUUGUCUCAAGCACACCUGUUGCAACUAAUCAAGGGCUUCAUUAGUUGCAUUAGGUGUGCUUGAGCUGGAACACUUAAAAUACCUGAACGGGCUAGGGGUUUGUUGAGUGUCACGUUUUGGAAUGUUUGGAGGGACAAGAAUGACGUGUACACUGAAAAGAACACUCUGCCUACAGUUAAGCAUUGUUGUGCCUCUGUGAUGCUCUGGGGCUGCUUUGCAUCCUCUGGCAUUAAGAAACCUGCAGUGUUUGGAAGUCAAGAUGGAUUCAUUAAAGUAUCAAGAAAUCCUAGGAGAAAAUGUCAUGCCAUUUGUGAAGAAGCUGAAGUUUGGGUGUCAUUGAACCUUCCAACAAGACAAUGAUCCCAUGCAUAUCUCAGGUUCCAUCAAAGCUUGGUCGCAGAAGAAGUCCUGAAAAAUUCUGCAGUGGCCAUUACAGCCACCUGACUUGAACCCCAUAGAAAAUCUAUGGGAUUUGAAGAAGGUGGUUGUAGCACGCAAACCCAAGAAUAUUACUGAACUGGAGGCCAUUGCUCAUGAGACUCUUCAGGAACACUGCCAGAAACUGGUUUCUGGCUAUCCAUCUCGGUUGCAGCAGGUCAUAACAGCAAAAGGGUUCUACUAAGUAAUAAAUAUGCUUGCCCUGAAGGGGUUGAGUAAUUUUGAUACUGUAGAAGUCAUUAUAAGUUACACUUUCAGUUGAAUUUGGUUAACCCGCUUGAAACAUUCACUAUAUUGCUUUUGUUUAAUUUUGUUCAUUGCAAACAGCUGAAAGUCUGUAAAAAAAAAAAAAUUCUUUUUUUUUAAUUCUUUUUUUUAAUUUUUUUAAAAAAUAUUUUAUUGAAUUUUAAGACUUAAGGGGGAAAUGGGUACAGAAAAGAAAGGGAUGCAUUGUACAGACAUCACGACAGUACAACAAUGCUGGGUAUUAGAUCCCCCACCUAUCCAAAUGGGCCAAGUGUUUAUCACUCUUGCUUCUCGUGUCUUGUAUAACUUCAUAUGUCAACAGGGAAGCGUCAAGGUGUAGGGAACCUCGGUAUCAUCACCCGUAUGUCAAUGCCUCAGUCAUUUCCGUCUUUUUACAUCAUACCCAUCCUCUAGAAACUUGGGUUGGGGAAACUAGGAAAAGGUUAGGGUCAAUUAUGGGCAAGGUGUCGGUCCUUCAGUAAUAAAAGUCUAUGCUAAGGGCUCUGAGCCUCUGGGCCUUAGUGAGUUGAGUUUUGUUGUCGCCAAGUGUCCCACUGGGCCCAUGCUGCUUGCCAUGUCUCUACUUUAGGUCUUAGGCGUCUUGUUUCUAACUCAUAUUGUUUUGUGGUGUCCACCUCGUUCAAACACUGCCCAAUCUCCGGCGGAGUGUCCCUGAGCCACAUCUUUCCUAUUGCCGCUAGGGCUGCAAUGAUAAUAUGGUACAUAAGAUGUAGAGUGGCUUUGGGAAGUCUCCUCGGCAGUGCUAAAAGUAAGUAUGUCUCUGGGUUGUGAGUAAGUUUCUUGCCUGUUACUGCCUGUAUCGUGGUUGAAAUAUCCUUCCAGAACUCCACAAGUCGUGGACAGGACCACCAAAUGUGGAGCAUAGAUCCGGAUUCCGUCCGGCAUCUCCAACACAGGUUGGAUCUUUCAUGAGCUAUGUUGUGCACCCUUGUGGGGACCAUAUACAUCCUAUACAACACUUUCCUACUCAGUUCUAUGUGGGAUGCGUUGAGAGUGAGGUUUUUGUGUGCGAGGAAUAUGUCAGCCCAUUGUUUGUCUGAUAUGUUUUUGUGGAGAUCCCUCUCCCAAGCCUUCAGAAACGAUGGUCUCCAUAGUUUAUCGUAUUUCGUUAGUUGCUGAUAUAUUACAGACAGCAAUUUGGGGGAAAGUUUCGGGGCUAUGCACAAUUUCUCCAAUUCUGCUAACAAGGAGUUGCGCUGUUGUAGGACAUCUCCUUUGAGAUUCCGUCGUGCCCAAGAUUGUAAUUGCAUGUGCGAGUACUGUGCUUUCUCUGGAAGUCGAUAAGAUUGGAUUAUGGAGUUAAAAUCCAGGAUACGGCCCUCUGCUACGAUUUGAUAUAUAUAUAUGUUACCCCAUGUUUGUGCCACAACCUAUAGUCAAAGUUAGGAAUAUAAAAUUGUAAGGCUUGUAUCGGCAUAGCGAGGGAUAUGUAAGUAUCGCUUCGGUGCCUUUUAAGGAUUCUGUCCCAUAUGUAAAUCGUUGCUGCCGUGGUGGGACUAAUAUUGUUGUAUUUCGGUCUAUGCAACCAAACCAUUGUGGGCAGGGAAAGGCCCCCUAUGUGCGAGGAUUCUAUAGAGUUCCACUUCCGUGGCUUUUUAUCAAAGUAGGUAGUUACCAGUGUACUCAUCACAGCCGCCGCGUAAUACCGUGCUAUGUUUGGCAACCCCAGGCCACCUUCCCUAAAUGGUUUAUACAAAGUUUCAGCCGCUAUCCUAGGUUUCUUUCCUCCCCAGAUGAAUUGAGUUAUCACUUGUUGAGACUCUUUAAAGAAAGUACUCGGUAACCUAAUCUGCAAGGUUCGGAAAAGGUAUUGCCACCUUGGUAGGACCAUCAUUUUAAUGGCAGCUAUUCUACCCGUCCACGAGAUGUAUUUGUGUUUCCAAGCUAAGAGCUGUUGCUUAAUUGAGUUAUGCAGUUUCAGAUAGUUAGCCUUAUAUAGUUGGUUUGUUUGAGGUGUGAGAUUGACCCCUAAAAAGGUUAAGUGGGACUGUUGCCAAUCGUAAGCAUGGGUGGUUUUUAAUUCCAGGAGUUUGGAUUUGGUUAUGUUGAGGCCCAUGGCUUGCGUUUUUGUUGUGUUCAACUUAUAAUAAGAGCAAUUGCUAAAUCGUGUUAAGACAGUUUGUAGCUUGGGGAGGGAAGUCUCUCGUUGAGAUAGCGUGAGCAUUACGUCAUCUGCAAAAAGUGUAAUUUUAUGUUCCAUCCCUCCUGCUAGUAUCCCAUGAAUACCUGGUGAGUUCCGUAUAUGCUGUGCUAAAGGCUCCAGCGCUAUUAUGUAUAAGAGGGGGGAUAGUGGGCACCCUUGCCUGGACCCGUUGGAAAUGGAGAAGGGUUUGGAGGUGAAGCCCCCAUUAGAUAUUUUUGCAGUGGGGUUACUAUAAAGUGCCGAUACCAGGGUAAUAAAGCAUUCCGGGAAGGCUAGCUUCAUGAGUACGGAUUGUAGGUAGCCCCAGUGUAGCCUGUCAAAUGCUUUUUCAGCAUCCAGUGACAGUACCACACUCGGGACUCCGGUUCUCCGUAUAGUAUGGAAAAGAUUAAUCAACUUCCUGGUCCCGUCUGAGCCUUGCCUCCCCCGUAUGAACCCAACUUGAUCAUCAUUUAUCAACCUGGGCAGGAUGGACCCCAGUCCGUGUUUAAUAGCGAUAUGGGGCGUAAAUUUUGGCUUCUAUUGGGUGGUUUGCCGGGUUUUGGCAGGGUUGUUAUGUGCGCUAAGAGCAUUUCUUUAGGGAUUUCGCCGGUGAUACGUAUAUGGUUGUACAAUUUCUCUAAUUGGGGGACGAGCGUAUGGGAAAAGGUUUUGUAGUAGAGAUUCAUGAAACCAUCUGGGCCAGGGGAUUUUCCCUUAGGAAGCGAUUUAAUCGUGGUUUCAAUCUCUGAAGAUGUAAUGGGUUCUGCUAGUGAUAUCUGGUCUGGGUGUGUAAGCUGCUGUAGCUGGAUACCGUGUAGGAACAGGUCUAUUUCCGCUUGGGAUGGCUGGUGUGUGCCUGGGUUCUUUUUUAAAUUGUAAAGACCAUCAUAAUAAUCCGCCAAUUGAUCAUUAAUCGCCUGAGGGUUAUACAUCUUAUUCCCUAUGUUAUCAAGGAGAUACGGGAUUUUUGCAUUUUGUCAUUGUUGCCUUAGUAGCCUUGCCAGUGUCUUCCCCGCUCUAUUCCCUUGUGUGUAUGUCGUCUGUUUUAGUUUGUAUGCCAUGAGGGCCGUUGUCCGCAAGUGUUUAGCAUUUAAUUCCCCUCGUAGGGCCUCUAUGCGUUGUUGAGUGGAUGGCGUUGGGGUUUUGAUUUGCCUGGAGGUUUCUUCCCUUAGGGAUCUCAAAAGAUCUAUGUAUUCCUGUCUGGAUUUUUUGUUAAGAUAAGAUGUGUGACUAAUUAGCAGACCUCUGAUUACUGCCUUGUGCGCCUGCCAUUGUGUGGUGAUGGCGGUGUCUGUAGUACUAUUUAAUACAAAAAAGGCGUUUAUUUCCUCUUUUAAUUUGGCUAACAAAUCCCUGUUGGAGAGGAGAUAGUCAUUUAGGCGCCACGUGGCCGCCCCCCGCGAAGGGAAGGUAUCUUCCAGCGUCAGAUGCACCGGGGCGUGAUCCGACCAUACUAUAUUCCCUAUUUCACUUUGCGUGGCUUUGGGUAAUAGGUCCCCAAUCCUGUGGCUUUUUGUGUACUUGUGAGUAGAAGGUAAAUUCCCGACUGUUCGGAUGCUGUGCUCGCCACACGUCGUAUAGUUGGUAUUCCGACAGGAGUUUUAACAGGAGAUCUGCCUGUCUUUCCACCACUCUGUGUCUAUGUGCCUGUGCCCAAGCAGUGGUGUCCAUGCUGGCAGAUAACACAUGAUUUAAGUCCCCGCAGAUAAUCGUGGACGCUUGCACCGUAUUAGGGAGUUUAGAGAGCACCUUCCUCAGGAAGUUCCCUUGGUUGUCAUUGGGGCUAUAAAUUCCCACUAGAGUAUAGACAACUUAAUUAAUUUUACAAUGUAGUAUAAGAAAUCGACCCUGUGUAUCUUUUUUUUUUUAAAAAGAGCUCAAAUGAGAGUGAUGCGUGGAUGAGCAGGGAAACACCUCUGGAUUUAGAAGCAUAUGUGGAGUGAUAUUGCGUGGGGUAAUCUUUAGUGGCAAAGUGGGGUACCUUAUUAUGUGCGAAGUGGGUCUCUUGUAUACAGAGAAUAUCUGACUGCUGACGCUUGGCAUCCUCCAGGAGGAGCCGUCGUUUGUGCGGCGUGUUUAAGCCGCGAACAUUAAUUGUUUGUAUUUUCAUAGAUCACUUAGUGAUAUUGGACUUCUAAGUAGUAUAACAGGUACCAGUACAGCAGCACAAAGUGCCAAGGGGAUAACCCUGUAUGCUAAGUCUAGGUGUUGGGCUACCUCUUCAGCUGGAUUCCCAGGCCAGACGCCCGUCUGCGCAGGGAAGCAGUGAUGCAUGGGCCUGUGAGCCGUUGUAUUUAGUAAUAUGUUAUAGUUUGCCUGACCGACACGAGGGAAAACAAGAGGGGAAAGGGAAAACGUGAGAACUAUGUACAAAUCAUCUCCCAAGGAGACUGCAUGUGGAUCAUCCACAUCUGGGGUAUUAUGGAGAUGUUGUCUCUCCAUUAGCGUGGCUGUAUGCACCUCUAUGUAUGUGCCUACACUGCCGGCGCAGCUGACACUUCCGUUUAUGUGGUGAGCAGUAGUUUAGUGGGAUGUAGUCGGGCCCCGCCCACGUCCAUGCCCCCGGGUACAGCGCAGAUGGUUUCCGCGGCCUAAGUUUGCCUUCAGACGGUCACCCUGCCCUACUGUCUCAUCAUUUCAACCGUAUCAAACAAUUAUUGACCAAUGAUAGAUCCAUAAUAGACCCCCUCGCUCCACCUCCCGCCCCACCCCGGACCCCCGGAGCCCCCCGCCCCACCAAUGACUACCAGUCUUUCACUGUCCGACAUGUCUGCAGCCAGGCCUAGGGCAGCUGCUUCCUCUCCAGGCAGCUGGCAGUGUCCGUAUUCAGUGAUGCCGUGCUGUGGCCGAAUGCCUGACCAUAUCCACCCUCGGGGCAGUCCACAACUCCGGGGGGCCCAAACAUAGGGCAAGGGGGGAACCGGCAGGGGAACAGGAAGAGCCCCUACCUCCUUCUUCCAGCCCGGCCCGGGGGCCCCCGCAGACGGUCCCGCUCUGCGCACGCCUCGUCACGGGGGUCGGCGGGGAACCCCAGACCCGGCCUCUCUCGUGAUCACUCCCUCCCCCGCUCCAGACAUCCAGUCCGUCCCCAAGCGGAGGGGAGACGGCGCGGGGGGUUCACUCAAGGGCAGUCACUCCGCGGAGUCCCGGGCCAGAACGUGUGCUGGUCCCACAUCCCUUAAUCAGACUCUGGCUGGAUUUAAUGUUUCUUGGCGGCUUUUUUCCAUUCCGUGGUAAGUUUCCCCACGGGUUUGGCCGUUGACAUGGUCUGUGCGACUUGUAUAUUCCAGGCACUCAGUUGCUUUGCCCCCUCGUCUGGGUUUGCUAGGGCGGUGAUUCCUCCAUCUUUGGCAAUCAAUAACUUAGUGGGAAAGCCCCAUCUGUACUUAAUACCGUGCGCUCUCAGGGUAGCUGUAAUCAGAUGAAAUGCCUUCCGCUUUCUUAGUGUUGCCGCUGAUAAGUCAGCAUAUAUCUUGAUGUCAGGAUAAUCUGGCGGUGGUGUGGCCCUCAUCUUGCUGCCGCGAAGGAUGUGCUCCUUUUAUAUGAUAAUAAUGCGCCCUCAUUAGUACAUCUCUCGGCACUUCCUGGGGAAGGUGUUUGGGCUUGGGGAUGCGGUGAACUCGGUCUACCAGCAGCAUAUCUGUCGGUAUCUCCGGGGCAUGGGCAUGCAGUAGGCCCCGCACAUAUGCUGGUAGGUCUUCAGUAGUGACCUCCUCUGGGAUACCCCUCAGUCGUAAAUUAUUCCGACGAGAGCGGUCUUCCAGAUCCUCCACUUUCCCUUCAAGAGCAUCUAUCCUGGCUGCCAUGUGUUCCACAUUCGAGGCCAGAUCGUUAUGGGCCGUGGCGAACUCGUCAUAUUUGUCCUCCAUGUGAGUAGUUCGUCGUCCCAGCUCUUGUAUAUCCUUCCUCAGAGAGUCUGCCAUAUGUUGCCAUGAUGAUAUCAGCUUAGCAGACAAGCUGUCUAGUGCCAAUGCUAGAUCAGUCUUCGUAAUUUGGGCAUUUUCGGACGGAGUUAGCAGAUCUUGUAUAGAGGGCCCGCCAUCAGAAUCCAUGCCUCCAUCUAGAUUUGAGGCCUGCGCAGCCACAGACGCCAGCACUUGUUUCUGGCUGAAAAAAUUAAGCUUGUCCGGUUUCCCGGAGCUUUUUUUGCUUUUGUGGUGUGACAUUGUCGGCACUCUGUGAAAAUUGAGUAGUUACUGCUCAGGAUUGCAAUAGAUUAGGUGUUAGAUGCCGGAGCAGGAGAAUUAUGCGUCCAUCUUGCUCCGAAGCUGGCCACGCCCCCCUAAUUCUUUAUUUUAGUUGUGCAUAUGAUAAUAACAGUCGCUUGUUAGGUACCCCAAAGGCAGUCCUCUAGCGCAUGAUAAACAGUUUAAACAUUAGGGUAGACUUUGGAUCCAGCACAUUUUUGGGGGUUAAUAAUGUUAUGAUCAGUAUAUAUUUACUUUGCUUAAGCAUUUCAAAGCAUAACACGGAACAACAUCGCUUGUAUCUUUCUAGAUAGAAGGGUUUUACGCUAUGUCAUAAGCUAGUCAAACAGAAAAUAAUUAUACUAAACUUACAUGAGCAAGAGUAAAGUAACACAGUAUAUAACUAGGAGUUUGCAGGCUAUAAUCACAGAAGUAUUUGGUCACCGAUUGUUACUGAUCUAGUUCACUGCACUGUCUAGAAAAUACACUUUAGCAUCGAGAUAUGCAUGCUUGUGAGACGUGUGGUAGGUGCUAAAAUGUUUGUAUUUCAUACAUCAUGCAAUAAACGUUUAAACAUUUGUUGAUUCGCAAUGCCUCAUUGUUACUUAUAGCUAGAGUAUAAACAAGUUAGGCUAUGGCAUAUGGUAGUUGAGUGUAUUUUCGACACGCCAGGUCAUGUAUACAUAUAACUUCGAGUGUCAUAGCUAAGUACACUUUUGCUUAUAGUUAAAUAUGCAGGUCUCAUGUUAAACAUAAUAAGAGAAAAUAGUAAAAUAAAAUAAGAAAUUAGGAAGGCUUGUUACUCGUGUUAUAGACUGAAGCUUAAGGCAUAUUGGUAGUAUGACCUAUAUGUGGGGGGGGGGGAUGCUGAGAUAUGGGACUCAAAUCUUAAACAACUUAAACACUUUAGAACUCUGUUAGGCAAGUUAGUCUAAAGGGACAUUGCUUGGCUUAUUUGGCUGACAUUGACCAUUAGGGAUAGCAUACCAAAAGAGUAAACAUGCUUGCACUUAAAUCAACAAGGUUGGUACAAUAUAAGCAGGAUAGUGUCCGCUGGGGUGGGAUGGAGGUGGUGAUAAGGCAGCAGGCUAGCCCCCAAUGCGUUCCCGAAAGACAGCAGACUCCCAUAGUCGGUAUGUUCCUGGUGCCUGAAAGUGAAGCGUGGGUGGUGCUCAAAGGUCGUAUCCACAGGUCAUAAGUGGUGCUCAGAGGCAAUGUCCACAGGUCAGUAUUGCUUCUCCUGGCUGGGGUCUGUAUGCGCGUGUGGUAGUGGACUCGCCGUACUGUUCGGGCGUUCCGGCUGCGGCUCGAUUUCCCCAGACUCUGGCUCCGGACCUUAGCGAGAGCCCCCGCCUUGUGACCAUGGAGCCUUCCAGACACGGUGGUUGGCUCGGGGGCCCGCGGGUUCUCCCUGUCCCGGGUGUCCCCACGGGUGUAUGGACGGCAUGGGUUAAGCCCCUGAUGGGCUCCCAGCCCAGAAGAAUGCCAGGUAGUCAGGGCGGCAGCUUUGUACGCCUUUUUGAUGGGCGCUGCUGGUUUGGUUUUUGGUUUGGGUUUACAGACCUCCCUCAGGUUUUGCGCUGGUAGGCCCGAGUUGCUGUGUUUGGGUUGUGGCUCGGCGGCCCUCUUGGUAGCGCCAUGCUUGCUGCUUUUACGCCUCUCGCUUAUUUGUGGUGAGGCCGUCGGUUUCAUUUUAGCCUCCAGCUUGCGCCAGAAAGUGUCGAAGAGUGCUUCCAGUCUUUGCCGGGUCUCAUACUGUGGGUCUGUAGGUUCAAGGGGAAGCGUGGCGUCCGCCAUGUUGGGUGCAGCGUCUUUUUGCAUGCUUCCCUGCGCUUUUCCCCACUGUUCCCGCUCCAGUCUCGUUUUGUCUCUCAGGUGUGGACCGUGAUCACCCCCGACGGUCCAGGGGGAGGGGGGGUAACAGGGUUCCUGCUUGCGUUGUGUCAGCAUUUCUUGGCACCGGACCGGGGGAUCGGCCGCCUCUCCCGCUCCACGGUCGCCAGGCCUCAUGGUGCAAGUCGGUCUGCCAGCCGGUUUCAGAGUGAUCCCAGGCUGCAUGGUCGGUUCAGUGCCCUUUAGUGGGUCAGAUGAGACCAUUUGGGUUUCUCUUUUUUAAAGCUUUUAGGGCUGAAACGUCGUGUUUUGCCCUGUGUUCUGAGGAGCUCUGCAGUGGCACGUCUGUCUUCCAUGCUGGUCAGGCCCCGCCCCCCUGAAAGUCUGUAAAUUUUGACAAUAAACCUGGGGGUUGAAUAAUUUUUAUUACAAUUGUAAGCAGUAAUAAAACACAAAUUAAUAAGCUAUAGUUAAUUAUAUUUUAGUUGUACCUGAAUAUAAUUGUGUACUUGGUUAUAAUGUUAAAGGGACACUAUAUUCAUCCAGACCAAUUCAUCUUGAGGAAGUGAUCUUAAUUCAGUGCCCAUGUCCUUUUAACCCUUCAAUGUAAAACAUUGCCGUUUUGUAAAAACGGCACGGUUUUCUUUGCAGGGUUAAAUCCUUCCUGACAGCCACUAGAGGCUAUUAGACGGCACUGACAAAGUAAAACUCUCUCAUGUGAUGCGAAGGCCUAUAGGACACAUUGAACACAGUGCUUUCCUAUGGGGAAGUGUGGGUGGCACCUGCCGCUCAUGCACAUCCGAUCCCCAAUGCUCUACUUUGAGGAGCAUUGGGUUGGACCAUCGUGGAGGGAAUGAUACAUCCUAGAUGAUGUCACAUUAGGCAGAGAGAUGAGCAGCGCCAAAAGUCUCUGCACUGGAAAAAGGUAAGCAAAACUUCUUUUUUUUUUAUUUUAUUUUUUUAUGAUGAAUAGGGGGGAGACCUGUAUUGGAACAGGGACAGAGGCACUUUAGUGUUAGGAAUACAAGCCUGUAUUCCUAAUGCUAUAGUGUUCCUUUAACAACCAUAGUGCGUUCAGUUGGUUCCAUAUUUAUGGUUGGUUGUCACAUGCUUCUAUUGUACAUAAUAUUUGAAGAUGCCUGUUCCUUUUUGUCAUAGUUAGACAUCGUUCUACCAGUUGACACCUUUUGCCAAAUAUCAUCUAAUGUAAAAUAGUGCCUAUAUAUAAAAAAAAGACGUAACAGUGCUGCUGUAAGUGAGUGAAUACCAGUACAUUUAACAAUGUAAGCAGUAGUAAAAAAAAAAUUAAGAAACUUUCUCAUAAUAUUUUAGUUGUGCAUUUCAUUUUUAAUGUGAAGCCCAUCUUCCACCAUACUCCAACAGUAGGCUUUCACUCGGUGAUUACUUAAUGAGAAUAUCCUGGUGUAAAUUUGAUACCCACAUAAUCACUGGGACCCAGUCUUCACUGUAGGAUAUUUUGUUUACAUAGUAAAAAUGUAUAGCGAUUUGCACUGAAUGUAAGAACUGGACACAUACAGUUCUAAAAGCAAGUGAUUAUAGUGUAUGACAUUUUUUACAGUUCUUUCCUAAUGGAUAUGCUUUUGCCACUGGCUCGGAUGAUGCAACUUGUCGUCUAUUUGAUCUGCGUGCAGACCAGGAACUGAUGAUGUACUCCCAUGACAACAUCAUUUGUGGUAUCACUUCAGUAGCUUUCUCCAAAAGCGGUCGCCUGUUGUUAGCUGGCUACGAUGACUUCAACUGCAACGUAUGGGACACCUUGAAGGGUGAAAGAGCCGGUGAGUUGAAGUUGCAUUUGGUGUGAAGUAAUGUCAGAUGACUGGCACUUUGAACAAAUUAAAUUUAUUCAACAGACGAAUAUCCUAAAACCACUGUUUGUAAGACAAGUUCAAUGAGUCAUUUAGGAGGUGUUCCAACACCAUAUAAAGCUUAUACUACUUCAGAGAUUUGUAAAAGAUAUGCGUGCCUUGCCCAUUUCAGUACAUGAUCUAGCUAGGAAUGCUUCCAGAGGCUCAAAGUACCUCUCCAACUGUAGUUCAAUAACAAGUCAUAAGGUAGAGGCACAGGUUUGUUACCAUGGCUGGUUGAAAUGAAAACUGAACACCCCAUUGUAAAACAACCAUGUUGUAUGCAGCUUUUGCAUAACCCUGCAAAAGAAAAAUGGGGAUAUCAUCCAUAUGGACUGUCUUUUUUUGUCCAAUAUCCUUAUUUCAUAAAAAUUGUGUUAUUCUAGGCAGUAUCUGAAACAUGACAAAUAACCUUUUGUGUUCUCUGUCCUCAGGAGUCCUUGCUGGCCACGAUAACCGUGUGAGCUGUUUAGGUGUAACCGAUGAUGGCAUGGCUGUAGCUACAGGGUCUUGGGACAGUUUUCUCAGAAUCUGGAAUUAACUUGAUGAAAGAGAAUGAUCUUGUAAAUUCUCCACCGAGAUCUGGAGAGGUCAAUGCUGCAGCCUAUAGCUGUGAAAUAACAUUUCUACCUUGUAUUUGCAGGUGAAGUUUUUUCUAUUCACUGAUUAUUAUUACACAAAAGGCUUUCUUUAAACUAGUAAAAUCAAGUGAAGUCAUAAGGUUUUAAAGGGGAAAGAGCAUUGGUGACUAUUUAAAAGGGGCUAGCACACAGGAUCAUGGUGACCAAGAAUCUAGGAGCCAGUCUUUGUUUUUGUGGUUUGGUUAAGUUGUUUUAACCCUUUUGCUGCUAGUAAAGUCAGUUUUGCAUUGUAGAUCUUUACAGCAGCCACACGGUUAAAGGAUUUCUGCUUUGUGCUCAAAGUCUGCUGAGUCUGUACUUUAUUUUUGUUAGCUUUUAUUUUAUUUUUAUUUUUUGUACAUACCUGAAUGUACACACUAUAGCAGCUGAACAUGUAAUGUUUAUAUGUUAAAUGACAAAAAAAACAAGAAAAGACAAAAAAAACAAACAAACAAAAAUGCCUUUUUUAUUUAAAAAAUAAAUAAGAAUUGUAGCUUUGAACAGCAGAGUAGUAUAAUGUUGGAUAUACUUGAUUGCUGUUUCCUUUUUUUGUGACCUUGCUGUGGAUAAAAUUAAGUCAUUGCUCUGUAUAUGUGUCCAUCAAGUUAUAGUAUAUCUUCCCCUUAGACACAGGACAGGCCAGUUAGUGAAUCUGUUUCCUCACCUCCCUAUAGUGUGACUGCGUGUAUUACAACCAGAUUAACUUGUGGUGUACUGUGAUACUGAUUCCAUUGUGCAGUCACAGGUAUCUCAGUCCCUUGAGAAUGCAGGAAAAUUAAACCCACUAUUCUGUUUCCUGACCUGAAUGCACUAAUGUAAAUUGCUAAUGUUCCCAUCUACCUGCACUGAAAGAAACUUGAAACAUUAACUACUUUUAUUUUUUUUCUUUGCAAUAUUUUUCUUUUUUGGGUCGGCUUUUGAAACCACUAAUUUCCAACAAAUAACCUGACAAUCAUCAGGAAUAAUAUGUAAGAAAAUCGAACUGUAAACCCUUUAAUAUUUAGUCUAAUAAUAGUGCUUUGUCAGUCACAUUCACUAAUUUAAUGUAAAUAAAUUUCUAUUUACCAUUGGUAUUAAGAUCUCAACAGGGCAUUACAUUGUCUUUCCCUGCUUGUGACUUUACUUAAUGCUGUAAGUGAUGCAGUAAUUCUAGUAAAAUAGUUACCCAAGACAGUCCUGUUCUAAACCUCUUUAAAUGAGAGAACUCAGCUGGGUAUACCUGGUUGAAGUUGGUGCCCAAUUUAAAAACUCAUUGAAUUUUUUUUUUUCAUUUAGUAACCCUAAACAGUUUCUACCUGAUGGGGAACUUUGUUUACACAGUCAGUGUCCCUUAAAACAGUGCCAAAAUGCGUUGCCCUUCUAAUAAGUCUUUGAUAUUCUAACCAGAGCCCAUGCGCUGAAAUUUAAUCUUUUAAUCUGUGCCUCUUGUCAUGUUUAUAAUCAUGAAUGUGCCAAUAAAUUCUACCCAUACAGAAUCCUCAGUAUUGUGAAGCUACUCCUAUUACACGGUUGUUAAAUUAUGAAAAACAAUACUGGGCUGGAAUACUGCGUUUGCCUGUCAUCCUUAGUGUCACCGCCAUUGUUUGGCACUCUUGCUGUCACUGAAGGCAAGUAAAAUAUCUUGCAAACUAUUAAAGUCAGCAGAGGUAUCCCUGGUGAGCAGAACUUUGAGAUCAAACAGAAUUCAGCACACAAUAUAUCCUUCUUGUUCAAUCUGAUGUUUAAAUACACUUAACCAAGCUGCAAAGUCAUGACACUGUGUUAGUCUGGCUUUUGUAACCUUGUGUCCCCCAACCCCUGCAUUCCUGGUGUAUUAAAGGUAAAGCUGUUAGUUUUGGAAAGCAGUGGGGAGAUCCAGAAAUCUGAUUUUAUUUUCCUGAUCCGGUUUUGUAUAUUGCUAGUUAAAUUGCCAGGACAUUAUGUACUAUCAUUAUUAUUUCCUAAGCUUGUGUUAAAUGAUUGGGAAUUGUAAGCAGAAUUUUCUGGUAUGUUCAAAAGGUAAAUGUGAAAAGCUAGAAACAGGUUUGACAUCCUUCUGACCAUCGAGUAAAACAUUGUAACAUGCGGUUUCUUAGUAGACUAAGUACCAGUACCCAGUAUAUGUUGUGUAUUGUGGCUUAAAGAGAAAUGUAAACUUUUUUGAUCGCCAGUAUGUCAGUAUACGGCUACUGUGAAAUGGAGGUGCCAAGAGCAAUGGUUAAAUUACUAAAAAUGAUUCAGAGAGCUACAGCUUUGUGUUUCUGAUCAGUUAUGGAAUUCACAAUGUGCCAAUAUAUGAACCAUUGUAAUCAUUCCAGCUGUAAUUAAUUUUUUGCCUUCUUCAAGCGGAUUGUGAAUUUAAAUGGGAAUCCAUUUAUAGUUCUUGUUCAGGGUGCUAUCUUGACAUGUUGGGUUAGUAUGCCAACCUUUCAAAAGUGGCUUUAGUUACCACCUAUAUCAUCGGUGCUCCAGAAGAUGUUAAAGAACUGCUUUUUGCAAAGAAAAUAUUCAUAUUGUUCUCUGUAAAAGACUUUUUUUUUUUUUUUUUUUUUUUUUUUGAAAGUGCCAAUUUUCCCAAGAUGGGUCUAAAACUUGGAUGAACAUAGGACUUGGCAGGCCCUUCAGUCAACCAACAAAGUAUAUCAAAAAGAUCGAACACAAUUGGGUGGUUAAAACCGUUUUCUUUUAGAUUGGUGGUACUGAAUCUAAAAUCGGUGCCGGGUCAGUAGCACUAGUUCCAUUUUCCACUUUUUAUUCCAAUUUUUUUUUUUUUUUUGUCUUGUUCUAUUUCAUAAAUGAAACUGCUAACCUCUCAAUACAUUCCAACGCUUUAUUAUGAAGGACAAGUUGCAUCAAAAGUCAAAUUUGUAGUACUGUACUGUGACACUUCUCUCAAAGAAGCUCAAGCCAAUUGAAAUCUGGAAUAUUUGUCGCUCCCGCACGAUUUUUCUAGUCAAGUAACGGAAUUUGGUUUCAUUUCAUGUCCAAGUGACGAAGCAUGGGUAAUGGUGCACUUUGUAUAAUCUGGCGUGCAUGCUAGUGAAAAUAUCUUCCUCAACCGUAGAGGCACCAUAAGCCUUGUCUCUUCUGUUUGUAUCGAAUUGCUGGUUGUAUAAAAUACAUACAGAAUGUUAAUGCAGUGUUGUAUGGUAAUAUGUGCAAACAGUGUUACAGAUUUGAUAUAACCUGAGAUAACACAUUACAUGUGCCUCACAAAAUCUUCGACCACACAGUAUGCUAGGUUUCGAAUAAUACGGAUUUUCAGUGGAGACUAGUUCUAGAUCUUUACAGCCUUUUUAAUGCUUUCUUUACAUAGUGGUGCUUAAUCCUGUGUGUUUCUCCAUUCCCGGGGAUUGGGAAAGGCAAAGUAAAAAAAAAUAAAAAAAUUAUAAUAAUUAAAAAAAAUAUAUAUAAAAUAAAAAAAUCGAUUAAAAAAAAAAAAGAGGAAAAAAAGCAUCUAACACAUGCGUUAUUACACUUAAUAUCCAUAGAAGUCCAACAUUUAGUUGCUUUUUGAAGGAACAUGUUUUGUUGCUGUAAUAUAACACAUUGAAGAAGAGAAAAAUCGAGCACAUUCAUUCUAUAAACAUUUUUACUCGUGUUGCUGAUUUUUGACAAAAGGCUUUAUAAAUAUCAAUUAUGAAUUAAUUCUGCACUGCCUUUUGGAUUGUGUAUGUUUUAAAAACGGUCUUUAAAGGUUUUAAGCCAAUUAGAAACCAGGGACAUGCCAUGCUUAUUUUCCUCCCCUUUCUUUCUUUUAACCGUUGCUGUUGUAUAAAGAAUUUCCCUGUGAAAUAAUCACUUGCUAUAAACGUUUUGUUUAUAUUUUUCCACAAUUGAUUUUUUUUCUUUGUAUUUGUACAGUGGCUCAGUGAAACCAAUAUGUUGCCAUGAAUUGAUAUUGUAACCAAUAAACAAGUGCUUUUAACCAGAUAUUUGCUGUCCUUAUUGUUUAUUGUACAAUUAUUUUCCCUGCCU
Pelobates cultripes (western spadefoot toad) is the source of this 80181-nucleotide messenger RNA. The record is from the annotation of a GenBank genome assembly. Lineage: Eukaryota; Metazoa; Chordata; Amphibia; Anura; Pelobatidae.